AUGGCUACGCCCUUCCUGUGGAAGCUGUCAUCCCAGAAGCUGGGCUUCUUUCUGGUCAGCUUCGGGUUCAUCUGGGGAAUGAUGCUGCUGCACUUCACCAUUCAGCAGCGGGCCAGCCAUGAGAACAGCGCCGUGCUGAGGCAGCAGAUCCUGGACCUCAGUAAGCGCUACAUCAAGGCGCUGGCUGAGGAGAACCAGAGUGUCAUGGACGGGCCCUAUGUGGGUACUAUGACAGCCUAUGGUGAGUACUCAGCAACAACUGAAAGCGGAUUUAUUUUGAUAACUUGAUCAAACUUUCUGCUCACAUUCCUCUACAAACUGGACCUGUGAUUGUUUCUCUUGCCCUGCUUUAAUUCUAAUCAGAUAUUCCUUUACUUGCUGGAUGUUGUUGGAGCUAAAAGUGAUUGUUGUCUCUGCUGAUAGAAAGCUUUACAUUAGAUUAAUGCAGAACCCAGGAAAGACCUCGCCGAUUUAGUUGGAUCUGCUGGGGAAUGAGAAAGAGAAAUGGAGAACUGCACGAUCAACGCUGCAGGUUUUUCAUUUUCAGACUCAUACAAGGCGUCGAAAAAGAGACCACCUUUUUUUACAAAGUUAGAAAGCCUCCACUUGUGCUCCACAUGACAUUUCCUUUAUCCAAGAAAACGUGCCUUUGGGCUCGAACGGCUGCGUCGGAGCAUAAUACAGUAAUCGCAAAGGGUCCAGACGAGGCCAUCGAUAAGUUAUUCAUGCCAUUAAUAGACCUGUACGGCUCGAUAGGCGGCUUCAUUAGAAACCUGAGAUUGGAAUUGAUUGUUCUGUAAUACCCAAAGAAACAGCAGGAUACAGUAAAGCUCCUGAAGAUUAAAGCGUCCGGGGAAUGUAAAGGAGCAGCUAAAGAAACAAGUGCAUACUUGCUUAAGGUGUAAGCUGAACUUUUGUAACAGUAUUAAAGUGCCUGUGUUUAUUUAAAAGUACAUGGAGCACUGCCAUACUUCAAACACUGAAAACAGACUUUAUUUUGUGAUAUAUUUCAGACUCCUGGGUGAAAAUUAUGAAGUUAUUAAUUGCGUGUAAGUCAGUAUAACCUAGUUUCAUAAAUUAGAGACAGGUAAGUGUUCAUUAAGUUCAUAUCUACACUUGUAAUCCCGCUGAUAGUUUUCAGAUAUUUUCAAGUCAUCCUCAUCAUUGAUUUUGUAAUUAAUGGAAGUGAAUCCGACUCAAGACCAGGUCAUUGAUUUCCUUGUAAAGUGAUCUCCACUUUCCAGGGAACAGGAUCCCGUCCAGUUCGUUCUGUCCCCUCACAUGAUGGAUUGAUUUUCAUGCCGCAGCCAGAGCCCCGCGCCACAGUUCCCCCUGACCUCCGUCCAGUCCCACAUCCAAAUCCAUUUCAUGUCCUUGAUUAGAUCUGGAGGCAGCAGGAUACUCGGCGCUUCCUGUGCUCACUCACUCGGGCGAUGAUUCGCCCUGAUACGAUUUGUAAUGAGUUCAAGGGGAGAGGGUUUCCUCCUCUGCCACUCAUAAAUGACCCAUAAAAUCUUAAUGCAUUCAGAUUUGAUAUUAAGUCCCCUCGAAGCUCGUCUGGAGCUAGGCUGAAAAAGAGCUGCUUUAGUUCGGAUGAGAAAACACUCAAAAUCUGCGAAAUAUCAAACUUACACAUCAUUAUAAAUCAAAACUCGCUAAAAUUGAUCUUUUUAUAUCCUGUCAUCUUAAACUUAUUAGAGCAACUUUAGGUCGGAGUUUUGGGAACCAGUAUGAAACCUUGCCAAGUCAUAAAAAAAAACCCUUUUCGGUUGGACCAGAUCUUAUCACGCUCCUUUUUUAUCACAACAUUCGGUAAUUCCUGAGCUGUUCAGAGUGCAUCCAAGUGUUCUCUGCAUUGUCUCAGAGCUAAGUAGUCAACGUCACAGGACUUUUCCACAGAAGAGUAUUUGACGAAGUUGAUAAAAAGAAGAAAACAUGAUCAGAGAAUGAUCUUCUACUUGACCCAUUGCUCCCCUCUUGGAGUGAAAACUUUCAGAACUUUUCCUUCUUUAUUUUUUGCUCUCUGCUUUUUUUUUGCUCUUUUUUAAUACAAGUUGGGGAACUCAAAUUUGAACCAAACACACCCGGGAUCCACUAACACAACCUUUCGAUACUAGUCCAGUCCAUCACCAGAAACAAAUCAAAAACCUGUAGUCCUCAACAAGAGAAUAAGAAUGGGGAAUAAUGUUUUAGCGACAUCUACCUUUUUAACUUUGAAAAACAAAAUGAAGUACAUCUUUAAAUUCAAUCUAUAGUUAUUUUCUAUUUCGUAAAAUUAUGUGUGUGCACCUGCAGCUCAGUCAGUAAAUCUUCAAAAACUAACAGGAAUUACAAUCAACUGCAAACUCCAAAUACAGCACCAGCGGAUUAGUCGGGGGAUUAAAAUUCCCGUGAAACAAAAACAAACGAGAAAAGGAAAGGAAAUGUCAGCCUUCAAAACAGAGCUAACAAACACGCAGCAGCUGAAUUUACCCUCACUGGCUGCAUGAUACUGAAAAAUGAAAAUAAUUUCCAGUAUAUAUUGCAACACCGUUAUUCUUUCAGGCUGUUUUGUCACUGAUACCUGAUCUGUGAUAUGAUUCUGUAUCCAGUAAUAAGAUCAGAUCAGUGCGUACCCAGUCUGAGGCUUAUCUCCAGGCCUUGUCACACCAUCUUCUUCCUACACAAUGAAGUCAAACCAGGAUAUGAUCCUCUCUGGCCCGCCCUUCCGUAAACUUAGUGCUGCAUUCCGCCACCUGACUCCACGGCUUACUUCUCCAUCAUGCAGCGCAGCUUUUGUGGUUUUCUUUGAUGCCGUUUACAGACACUUGAAGUUCGUCGGCUCCACAGGGCUGCUAUCAGGAAUCAGGGAUAUACAGCUACCAUCACUGAGGACUGGGUGUGGUGUAAGCUUAUACUGCGGAGCUAAUCCUACUCGCCCUCUCAGGGGGUGGAAGGUUUUUGGGUUACUCUUCUGCCUCUGCCUCUGUUUUAACAACUUUACAUCACCGAGACACCCAGGCUGAGCUGAAUCUUCCCUUAACUGAUAUCAACAAACAACAGGAAGCACUGAUGAAUGCCGGGGGCUUAUGUUCCCCUUUAAUCUCUUCUCUUUAAUCACAAGCUUAAUAAAAAAUCCCAGGAUGAACACCGUGUGUUCAGAUUAUGAUCUUAUAUGGCACUAUUAUUAAUAGCAGAGUUAAAUUUAGUGCAGUUAGUGCUCCGGGGUUUGUUUUGGAAUUGCAUCACCCUGUGAAGAAGCACUGAGACAGGCAGAAAUGUGUCCCUAGGUGUGCGAUUACUCAUCAGGUUACCUGGCAGCAGUGUUAGUGUUCAGAGGGACACGUUGAAGCAUUUUUCACAGUGCCGGAGAUGCUUUUUAAACAUACUGGCUAAUGAAGACCACUGACUCAUUUUCCUGUUGUUGGUGUUUAUAGGUAUCGAUUGCUGUUCAGUGCCUUGGAGCUUCCUGUCAUCAGUGACCAAUUUACACAACAUGUAUUCAUGUUUUUCAAGUUUCGGUUUAAUCGAUACAAGCGCAGGAGAAAAACGAGGCUGCUUAUGCGCAAAAGAAAGGACAUUUGUUUGACUGUCACAAAGUGUGUUGACGCUUCGCUUCAAUCGAACAAGCCUAAUGUGUCGCUUUAAAGACCCACUCCGAUGAAAAUCAUGUUUUUCUUGUUUUUAACUUUUUUUUUUUUUUUUAACUUUAACGUUAAGCCUCAAGUCAAGGUUGGUUUUCUUGGAGUCAAUCUCAGCCCCGAUAACUCGGCUUGACUACUUCACUCCAGUAAGCCCCCCUGUUGGUUUCUUCUUCCCACUGCAUCAGCUCCUCCCAGCGCUCAAGCUCUUCCAAAUCAGACAAACGCUCUGGCGGUUGCUUUCUCCCACGAAUCAGGCUGGUGUGCUCUGCCAAGCCUCGUUGUGUCCUUGCCAAUCUCUUUGACGUGAUCAAAACUGGCGUGUCAAAUGCAUUACGGGCGAGGGAAAAUGUGGCGCCUGUAUGUGAUAGACAAGCUGCAAUUAUCAUCACCCGAGGAAAGCAGGCGUGAUGCACUGUGGAGAGCUUCUGUACACACAACACAAUGCACUGAUAACAUAAACGGAGUCUGUUGAUAAAAAGGAGCUCAAUGUUGUUGAUAGCAAAAUAUCUGUUAUAACAGUUUUUCCCUCUUGAUAUGACAUCUCUUUCCUCGCUGCAGGUCGCACCAUCUUCCCCGCUCUCACCAAUAGUCACUUAUCCAUAAGCUGUGUCUCAUAAAGCUGAAUGAAAUCCUGGGUCAUUUUCAGAGACGCCACGGCUUCAGUUUAAGCGUUGAGCGGCCCAAAAUCUACCGGCUCGCCGUAAUGGGAAAUCAGCAGCCCCUCUUUGCACAUUUUCAGGCGCAGGGUAGUCGAGUAAGACUCCCUAGACUACGAGCAGCAGCUUAAACGACCUGCAUGUGUUGAUGGUAAUGAUAGUCAGGGUGAUAAUGAGAGCACUAAAAGCUUUUUAUUAGUCAUGUGGAACCUUUUUGGUCCUUUUAAUAAGAUCCGGAUGAAACCAGUUUAGCGUGCAACAUCUGCGCUCUUCAGGAAGUCUACAUGUGUAUAUUUUGAUCUCAUAUACGAUUUCUAGUUUCAGAUCCAGUUUUUCAGGCUGUGAUUUAGCAAUCAAUAACACUCUGUCAUAUUUUUUUUCACAUCAUUAUUGAUUUUUAUUCCAAGCAGAAUGUGGGUCAGAUCAGAUAUUGUGUUUUAACGCCGCCAGUUCUCAAAGUUUUGCCUCACAAAGGUCAUUCUUACAUCCUUUCCAUUUCUAAAUUGCACCCUUAAGGUUUCUGUUUGAGAUAGGGCUGAGCAAUAUAGGAAAAAAUUAUCACAAUAUAUUUUUUUCAUAUCGGUCGAUAUCGAUAUAUCAGGAUAUAAAAUGUGAAAUUUAAUGCUUGCUGGCAUUUCAUUGCCUUUCAUCAAUAUUUUUAACAAAAGUGCAUAAAAAAUUGCUUAAUAAUCAUUUGGAAACUGCUCUGCCCUGUAGUUUGAAGUUUGUAGUUCAAAUGCCGCAAUAUCGCAGGACGGGAAAACGUCGCUGAUGUGAACGCUUGUAUUGACAGGAUACAGGUUCGAAAAAAUAUUGACGUCCAAAAUAAUGGCACGAAAAAAAAACGGUCCCUGUGUGAAAGGACCUUCAGCCGGGAGUUUCGUAGCUUCUUAGACAACUUUUCGGGGGUCUCAGGCGGCUGCUUCGACAUGUGACAAGCAUUUUCCCGAGAGAUAUGUUCCUUUUUAUUCCUUUUUUCUUUUAUUUACGUGAAAUUUCGCCAUUUUCCGUGAUAUUCCGCAUCUAUAUUGAAUUCCGUUUUUAAUGUCCAAUUCCGUCCGCGAUUCCGUGAUCGCAGAUUUUAUAGGGCCCUACGUAAGGUGUUGUGCUGUUAAAGUGCUAUGGUUGCGUGUAGCUGCAGCCUGCUACUAUGCAGUUGUUUGCUACUUGGUGCUAAUUCAGCACAUGAUUGGUUCAGCACCAAGUGGACCCAGAGAAACUCCCUUUUUCAUUGGCUAUUAGUAUAGUCUACCAAAACAUGGCAGAGUACUGACUAGUAGCCCUAGUUUGAGAAGAAAUGUUUCUGAAAACACGUAACAGGUCUGUUUUAAUGUCCCAACUUUUAGACUUGAAGAAGACUCUUGCGGUGCUGCUGGACAACAUCAUGCUGAGGCUGGGGAAGCUGGAGUCCAAGGUGGAAAACAUCUACAACGGUACCGGGGGAAACCUGACCAACGGCACCAGCACGGCCACACCCAGCGCAACAAACCCUGAGAAAGUCAACGUGGCAGGUGUGUGCGGCAUUUGUUAUUUUUGAUUUGUAUAGCUCUCUGUCUAAUUUGUGUGCAGAAGAAUUUAUAUGCAGUCCAGAUUUUGAUCAAGACUGGAAUCUCCUGGAGCUCUAAGGGAGAGGACAUCAGGUAUAACAAUCCUCCACAUGUUUUGAAUAUCAGAGUACUAAAAGUUGGUAUCAGUCCUGAGGAAAAACAAUAUUCAUAGCAGGAAUAUGAACUCAAGUAUAGUAGCCUUUCUCCCCUCAGAAACUCUGCACUUUGAUGAGGUUAUUAAAGCACAAAGUGAACAUGUAGUCGUUGAAACCAAUUAUAGAAGUGAGCAGAAGCUGAAAGCAGCUUUUUCAUGACCCUUGUUAUAUUAAAAAAGAGAGAGUUCUCCACAGUCAGAAAACCUUCCUGAGGCGCACAAGCAGCCGAACUCUGGCAGUAUUGCACUCUGCACACCAGGCACUUUAAUGGUACCAGACCGCAUCCUUGGACAUAAUUCAAAUAAGGCCUCGUUCACGCUGCAUGACCCUUUUAUUAGUUUUCAUUGAUUUUCCUGCCAGCUUUCAGAUGAUGAAUUCAGGCCAGCUGAGAGAGCGAGGGGUUGGUUUUUCGGGGAUUCAGGGGCCUUGCUCUCUGUGUUUUUGUGCAGCAUUAAACAGCAGGAAUGUGGAGCCGGGAGCUGGGAUGAGUUUCGCAGAGCUGGAUUAGACUGAUUGAGUUCUAUUAAGUCGCAUCGAAAUCCUAAAGCGGGUUUCUGCGUCGCCUGUUUCUGAUCAGGUUCUCCAGCAUUUCUCUCUUUUCAGAUUUGCUGUCGCAGGGCACCGAGUUGUUGAUUUACACACGCGACAUGUGAGUGUGGCUGUUCAUUAACACGAUGGUACACUUUGCAGCCACGCUUCACUUCCUCUCCAAGAGCAGCAAAACCGCCGGUGCCACUUCCUUUUGCAACAGCAUAAGCACCUGGAGUUCAUUCUGGCUGAUUUGAGGUUUAGCCACUCAAAGAUCGUGCAUGUUUUUUUCUCUUCUAGUCUUACCAAAUGACAGUUACCGUAAUCACAAUAAAACAUUUGAGUUCCUGAGUGAUUGCUCUAAAAACAAGGGACUGUUAAUAGAGCUCAGCACUGAGUCGACUAAGUAAAAGUGUGCUGGCAACUCUUCUGUUAAUCCAUUAAUCACUGUGGCCGUUUUCAUUCUUCUUUAACUCAUUUGGUAUUAGCUUCUCCUCAUUCUUCUACCCUACUACUCUUGAGUAUAUUUAUCCAAGAGUGGGACUGUCUGUCAGAUAAGUACCCAAGGUUGUUCCCUUGGGCUUUGGAUAACAGCGUUUGGCACAUUUCACUGUGUUCUUACUUUUACAAGACAAAACACUGUACCCACAUAAACAAAAGAGGUAUCAUUUCACACCCCGCUGGAGGAGACAGAGUGUAGUUAAGAGUCUAUGCUCUGUCUGGUCCCCACCCGGUCAUUGUAAACAUUAACUUGAUAUGCUGUUCUCAAAGCACCUCGAGCCCUGGCCCCUGUGUUUCGCAGCGAUAACGCAUGAUCCCUUGACACGCCAAUAAACCUGCCGUGCCCCCGCCGGUGUAAAACUUCCAGCGCACUGCCCAGCAGAACCAACGUUUGGAUUUGGAUCCCGAGCGCAGGUCAAGCUGACAAAGCGGCACCCACAUCUCUCUUGGCAGUGGACUAAAGAGCCGAACACUCCAGAGUCUCCACUGGAGUACGUCUCCUGUCUCUGAGUGGGUGGCAGGCGGUGCCGAUGCCAGCUCCACCAGUGCUCCUCCCUGACUGGAAGGCAAUUACACAGAUAAGGAUCUGGACAGUGAGGGAAACACGCCUGGCUUUCAGAGGGGGGGCUGCUAUCAAGAUGGAGCUGAGCAGCAGCCCUGGGUCUGCACUGUUUCCACCUCCAUUGUGUACAUUUGAUCUCAGCCAAGAACUCUGGACAUGUUUGGGGACUAAACACAGAUCUGUCUGGGAGUUCACAGUUUGUACCUGACUGGUUUUUGUUUUUUUUUGUCAGGUUGGCUGUCCGAGUCAAGCUUCCGUCUAAAUUCCAUUUAUUGUGUCUCCCUGUAUCGACUGAUUCUUCCUCACAGUCACCUGUUCACAUAGUGACAGCAGAGGCUGCUGUGCAAAGCUCUUAUCAGUACUAACUAAUCUGGUUCACACCCACUCACAUACUCACGCCUUUGUCUUUGGGAGCGGCUACGGGUUCACUCAGUAUCUCACCCACUUAACCUUUGGCAUUUAGACUGCAGACGCCAAGAUCUGACCACCAACUGUCUGCUUUCCCACAAGGCUACAGGUGCGUUCUUGAAGUUAGGACCCUCUCAUCUAUCCACCAUGAUAUCACAUCCUGUCUUUAAGGAUUGAAGUCAUCACAUGGCUUAAAAAAAACAGUGUGAUUCUCUUCAUUCCCCUGUUUCCUGUUUUGUCUUAGCUCCACGCUGACAUGUGAUCUUUACAACAUCGAACAGCCAUAACUCAAAGUUUUCCCCCGCUGUUUACAGCUGCUGAUGUGGACUAACAGCUGUGUUCACACUGUCCAACAAUGCCUCCUUCUUCUGAUUGGUCAUCGCACAAAAAUUCAACCCGCUCCUCUCCCUAUACAGUCACACACUCCAUGUGCAGCAAAAUCAGCCUUUCUGUCGUCUUUGUUGCACUUCCUGCUGUGCUCGCUCAGGGAGUGUUUCCAGCCAUGUGUACCGCUGCAUUAAGCAAAGAACAACAGGAACAGAAGCCCGGCUUUACCCGAUCAAAACAGGUUGAUCUGGCUGCGGUUGAUGCUUGGCUGGACGCAGAUGGGACUCGGGUCCUGCCUUGCCUCACCACGUCUUUGCUGAUGUGGCUAAUCAGCUUCUCCGGCAGUGUUUCAUCUGCAGGCUUGGCCAUGGCAUUGAAAUCUAAUCUCCUAACACACACACACACACACACGCACGCACACCCACACGUGCACACCCAAGCUGUAAUGAAUGGUCAGGUGGUGAUUUGCAGCCGUAUAACUCAAGUUUACUUGCUUCCUUCUCACUCCUCUCAAGUUGCCACUGUCCCUAACACCUCAGCCAGACUGCCAAGGACAUUUACCCGAGUGGCAGUGCCCUGUCUUUUUGACAAUGGCUGCAUUUUUGUAAGCAGAGAUGUGCUCUUUCACAGCUCAGGGCGUCUUCACUGCUUUGUCUCUUGGGCUAUUGAUCCUCUUGCAUCUCUGUUUACCAUUCACAGUGAAAGAUGAGAUCCAAGGGCUCGUUGUCAACAAAGGGAAAGACAAGGACAUGGAUUCUUCUGGGGUUUGCUGCCUACGUCACGUUAUGCACUUUAUUUUUCGCCGAUAAAGCUCGCACAAUAAGAGAAGAAGAAGAGAUGGUUGAUUUUUUAUUCCGUCGCCAUCCAGUUUUCAUUUAAACACUCAAAUCAUCCGGAGAAACUCUUUGAAAGUUGUAGUAGAGUCUGCGGUUUCCAUUAUAUCCUGGAAGGUCUGUUUACUUCCUCGGUGUACGGAUCAAUACUAAUAAAGUACAAACACGCACAAACCCACCCGGCGCUAAUAAGCUGCUGAAAGAUGCUGUCCUCUCCCACACUCUUUGAAACACCCGCAUGAGUCCUGACAUUCAUCAGCCUGCAGCAGAGGGGGCAGCAGAAUCAGAGGCACGGUGUUGAAUUGACUCGGUUUCUCUUAAGAUGUUUUAAGAGGAUCACUCCUCACCACAAGAGUUAGAAGUUGGUUUAACUUAGGGCUGGCCGAUAAACCGACAAUUUACCGAUACCGAAAUUUAGGACAAUAACCAAUGUCAUUUUGCCCAUAUUGGUAUAUUCGGUCCGGUCGUUGGAGACGUGACUCCACCCCAUCCAGUCAGUAACAAAGAGGGAAAGACAGGUGAGGAGAUGGAGGAUGGUUCAAAAGUUGUAGCAGCGGCUGAAGUAGAUGAAGUAAACGUGGGAGGGGGGAGCAGCUUGUGGAGUAGUUUUCGUCCAUUUAUCAUUAUCGAGGUGAACUGCUCAAUGUAUCGUGAUAUUGAUUUGAGGCCAUAUCGCCCAGGAGGUCAAGGCGACACCCUGCAGUGGUCCUCACAGACCUUGACUAUGCGGAUGACAUAAGUCUGCUCUCCGACAAAGUGGAACAAGCACAAGAACUACUGAACAGGGUAGAGCUAGAGUGCGCCAAGGUUGGCCUUAGGCUAAAUGCCAAGAAAACUGAGGUCAUCACCUACAACGUUCCACCAGAACAUCAACCUCUGACUACAGCAGGAGGCGCUGUGCUGAAAGAAGUCGAGGACUUCAAAUACCUGGGCUCAUGGGUCAACUCAAUUGAACAAGAUCUAAAAGUGAGUAAGGCACUUGCAUGGAGAGCCCUGAACGGCAUGACCAGUGUAUGGAACUUCAACCUCCCCCGCCAAAUCAAACUCAGCUUCUUCUACACGACAGUAGAGUCUGUUCUCCUCUAUGGCAGUGAACGCUGGACCCUGAAGCCAACCCUGGAGAAAUCCCUUGAUGGGUGCUACACCAGGAUGUUGCGUGCAGUGCUUAACAUCAGCAAGAUGUAACCAACAGAACACUGUACGAGGGGAAUACCAAGGGUGAGCGAGAAGAUUGCUGUAAGGAGAAUGAGACUAGCAGGACACUGCCAAAGGCAUCGGGAACUGCCAGCCAGCAAAUUGGUGCUGUGGGAACCAACACAUGGGCAUCGGUCAAGAGGACGUCCUACACUAACAUACGUGGACAUACUCAAGAGGGAUGCAGGAGCUUAGAGUACCAACGAACUGGUGAGAUGUAUGGAGAAUCGGGAUGACUGGAAGCGACGGUGGAAGGCUCGUCUGAGGACGACCUAGAGAUCGCCCAGCCCCAGUUUAACUGAAAGUUUAUUUGUUUGCUAUUUAAAGCUUCAAGUGUAAUUAGGUGGUGUUUGGCAGUAUUUUGAUCUGGAAAAUGAAGAUGAAGUUGUACCAAGUUCAUCAGGGGAGUGACCACCUGACCCAAGAAAUGCAUAACCAGCAUGGGCGUGUGGAUCUGAACCUGCACAGAGGAUUAGAAGCCACAUUCAUCAAAUUAAUUCGUCAUAUACUUGACUUUAUUGUCCUUAAAUGGAAUCACAAAUCUGCAGUUUAGUCACAAAAGAGCUCGUUUUUAAUUUUAAAAAAUAGGAGUCCUGAAUCCAGAUCCUUUCGACGUGAAGAUCCAGAGAUGAAGUCUUUCUUGUUUCCUUAGAAACUGCAUGAAACACUCGAGAACUCCAGGCCUCUCGCACAAACAGACAACAAGCACAAACAGGCCUAUAUGUGCCUCUGAAAACGUGUGUGCAUUCUUUCUUGCAUGUGGUUUCCAUUACAGAGAGAGCGCACUGUGCAGAAAAAGUGUGAAUUUUUAGCCAUUAUCUUGUUGUGUUGUGCUCUCGCAGGUCUCGAGAGAUGCUUCCCAUAUGGAAGGCAUCAGAUCUUCUAAUAGUGACGUUGUAAACAAACCGGAGUUUUCCUGCUUUCAUGAGGCAGUGACAACAGCGUCGUGAGUUACUUUCGCUCAUGUAUUAGUGCUUAAAUCACUCCGAUUUCAGCACUCCUGGGAGGGUCACGUAGACCUCGUUCCUCUGGACCUUGAGGAUUGUUGGCAGAAGGAUUUUUACACGGCACAAGUUUAAAUGGAACCCUAUGGUCAUGUUAAUGACAGAAACAGGAAGGCAAGCUGAGAGUGAGCACUGCAUCAAGCAGCAGCCUGCUUUUCAUUCAUACCACGAAUGCCUGUAUGAUUUCAUAACAGUCCAUUACCGCUGCCGUUCCCAACUUUGACUUUAAUCUCAUUGUGUUAUUUUCUCACACUUAAAAAAAAGGAGAGAGUUUUCACUUUCAGGCUUCUGCUGUCCCCAUUUUUUAUGAGACUAGUCCACAAAGCCGUUAAAGUCCUCCGUUGUUCCCUUUAAAAUAAACAUCGUCUCACUGAAUCACAUUUAAUGUAUCUGAGCAGCAGAAGCAAACUUCACUGACCUGUCGUUUCAGGGGGCGCUGCUUUCUAAUAGACGCCAUAUUUAGCAGCUGAACCGAAAAAUUUGAACACACAAAACAUGUUUCUCCAGGCAGUAACCCUCAAACACACUUGAACGGAAAUUUACAUUUUGACCAGGGCGUGAUAUUUUCCUUUUUAUGAAUCAGAGCUGAAGCAGACCGGUCAAAAAAAAAACAUCAAAAAUGAAUCAGUAAUGACACUAGAUAUCUUUUUUAGGUGAAAUGUGCCUUUAAAAGGGCGGCAUUAUUAUUAUUUUCCCACCUUUGCAGCAGCAGGAAGCGAAAAGAAGCUGCUUCGAUGAGUCGUAUGAAAUAAAGAUCACAGGCUGUAAAACGGACAUGUUUUCCACUCCAACAAAAAAGGUAAACUCAAGCCGCUGCGUAUCGAGAAUGAAAUGAAAUUAAGCUUUUAGCUCAUCGUCUGUAAAUCAAUUUAAAUCAGCUAAAGCCCAACAGACUUGAAACCGUUCCAGGAGGACACAAAGAAAUCUUUGUAACGGGUCCCAUCUCCAUCAUAUCCCCGCUAACGCACACACACACUCACACUCUCACAAUCUGCUUUCUGGACAGGCAGGCUCAUUACUGAUGAGGUUCGGGGUUCGAUGGUGGGAUGGAGGGAACAUCUGUGUCGUACCAUUGGCUGAAACACGUGCGCUCCACUUUGCACUCUCUCUUUUUCGAACUGUGUGGUUUUAUUUCGAGAGUAUUUAGCAGAAGAUUAUUAAACAUAUUCAGGGUGUGUUCAAAACAUAAAAAAGUGUGGGAACAGCAGGAAGUGAAGCAAGACCAGACCCUUUUUCCCCCUCCUUGUACUUCUCUGAUUUAAUUCUGUAUUUGUCCUUCUCUCUCUUUGCUCUCUGCAUACUGAAUGACUGCUCCUCUUGUUAUUCUCCAUUCACAUCCUCUUUCUUCUUCUGCUUUCUGUAGACCCAGACAUAUAAUCUGCAUUGCUUCCUUCCACCAAACUCAAUCGAAUGCCAGUCAGUGCGUACACACAAACGCUCCCAUGUGUUCAGAUAACAUCCACACAUACAUCCACAGCUCUGCAGGGUCUGAUUUUGCAGAUAGAUCAACACAUGCAGGGACACUUUAACCGACGUGGGUAAUCUCACACGCUUGUUCGUGGAAGUGUCGGAGGCUCAAACCUGCAUCCACACACUUUAAAAAGGAGCUAAAGUCAGAGAGGGAUUUUUUUUCAUCUCUUUUUGGUUCUGCAUUAUGCAGCUCUGUGGCGCACAGGCUGCUUCACUUAUGAUAACAGAAUAUUUUCAGCUUCACUGCAGUGCCUGCAAGUCAAGCUCCACCAGGUCCAGCAUUUCGAUGUUUGACUUUCCUAAAGGGGAUGCAUAUGUCUGGCAGGUGCCCGAGCAUAUUUCCUUAAUUUUCUGAACAUUUCCAUAUGUGGCUGUUUUUUUUUUCUCUUCUGCUCCAGAGAUUGAUCUCAUGUUUAUAAUUCUCAAAUUAACCCGAGAUCUCCUUUCAGCACAACAAGUUCUUUGGCUAACCGGAGACAUCUCACAGCCGAACCUGCCCGCUUCCAACAUUUGUCUAGAUAAGCAGUGGAACAUUAGUCAUAACUCUGCCGCGGCUCAAGCAAUUCAAGGCCUUCCCGCGUCCUUUUGGUGCAAAAUUCAAGCGAUAUUUUCAGAGAACAGCGGGCCGGUCAGAUUCUGAAGCACAAAAGAGGGAUUGAUUACAGUCAGACGCCAGAGAAAGGGGGCAAAGAGGGAGCUCAGUAUGGAGUGGGGUGUAGGGAUACAUAGGGGGAAUUUGGGUAUUGUUUUUUUGCCUCUAGGACUUCACUGUGGAAUACUUGAGUGGACCAGAGGCAGUACAAGACAUGUGCUGUGAGCAGCCUCGAACACGUGCCCCUCAUGCUGGGAAGCCCCUUGAAUUCUCUGAAACAGAACCUGGUUUCCUGUGGGUUAGCUCUGAAGAUGUAUAGAAUAAAAAAACUCACCACAAAAGCUUUUGAACAGAGGAAACUGUUUAGCGAAGUAAGUGUCGUGUUUCAAGACUGAAUGUAAGAAUACCACCAAUGUCAAACUUAAUCACUCUUAGAUGAGGUUUCUUAUAAUUGGCUGCGCUUUGAGGGUUUUUUUCCUUCAGCUAACAAUAACAGCAAUUAGAAAAUAUAAUUAUAAAUGAAGACUGCAAAACUCCGCUCAAUGUUUUAAACAAAUUUCAGCCUUAACCAGCUCAAAUCUGCCCACAGGAGGUUUAACAAACUUCUCCUCGUUUCUGGCACGUCUCUCUCAAGAACUUUUUUUUUUUUGGCUAACAGAUCCAGUCGGUUUCACACUUACUGGGUUUCCACGGACCAAAUUGAGACAUCGAAGCGAGGCCCUGGCAGAUUUUUACAUCUUUGAGGGAAGGUUUUUUUAGUUUAGUGUGUCUGAGAAGCGAAUCAACGAGAGCAGCAGAGAUCGGAGGGGGAAAAGAGAGAGAGAGAGAGAGAGAGAGAGAGAGAAACUCAUGAGGGAGGAAAUAACAUAAACCAGAUGUCUUUAAUCAUAAUUUUGGAGUCGUCAGAUGUCAGAUUACCUCAUGGACUUGGAAGAACACACUGAGGAAAAGAAGGAAAAUAACUCUAACACUAACUCUGUGUGUGUGUUAUUGUUCAGAGAUCAUGCUAUUUAAAGAUAUCAGAUAUACAAGCUAAUAAAGAGGCUCUUAUGCAACUUUGAAUGAUCUCAUCGGUUUCACGCCUCUGGUUUUAUGCACAUUUCCAAUCUCUUCUUAAAUUCCCACAUUGAUCCUUUUACAUGCUCUUCUUCACCGCGUAUUUCUAUCGCUUCACCCCUGCGGCACCGUCUCUUUCUGUCUGUUACAAAUUAACCUCUUUAUCUUUUAUCUGCUUUUAUUUGCCUAUCAAAACACAUGUGAGUAUUCUGUUUGGAGAAGCUUUAUCAUUUAAACUUUAUCAAUAUUUGCAUUCACCUUCUCAGGUACUCUGUGUUUGCAUUUGCCGAGCCAAGGCGUGGUCUUGAACUGAGCUUAUGGCCUUACACGAUCGCUUUGACACCUCGGGUGGCCUCAUUCACCGUCCUCAUGUCACAAUACAAUGACUGAUAGCUGAUGUUUUGGCUGCGUGACGUUCCCUCCCACAGAUUCUUUGCGAGGGUGUCGUCUUUUAGCUUUGUCCUGCAUAAGAGGUCAUCAGGCUUGACUUGGAUGACUAUAAAUGGAUAAAUGGAUGAGAAGGACAGGUUAAGGGUUGGGGUCUGGUGAAUGUACUCGCCUUCUCUGCUGCAUUUGAUUAUAAAGAGAGCUAUAUUUAGCCGCUCCUUGGCAGCAGCUUCUUCUGCUUGAUUAAAGCUAGGAGAAGAUUUGCCUGGUGGCUUUGGCGCCCACUGGCUCACUGGCUGAACGACAGCGCGGAUGACAGGCCGCGGCGGACGGGCCGUUUGGUCGGUUGGUUGGUUAGCAGAGCGACAGGAUGACUGGCCGUCUGAAGAAUGAGCUAACAACAGCUCUCGCUCUGCGCUUGUGGCUGGAGCGCUCCGCACAAGACAGCCACUUUACAAAACAACAAAUCACAAGUUGAGCUCCUUAAGGGAGUGCUUUCAAUAAACAACAGCAUGAUUCACAGCGAGUUGAAAACACAGAGGCAGUCAUGUUGGGAGAGGAGAGUUUGACUGUUUACAUCAACAAAGGCACAGGUAUGGAGCAGAGUGCAAGUUCGAAUCGCGCUUUCACAGACGGGUGUUGCCAUUUGAUCUCCAAACAGUGUGUGUAAUAACUGUUGGUCGGUAUGAACAAAAUCUUAUAUCUUGGUAUAAGUAACUUCAUAUCACGGUAUGUCUAUUCCCCUUGUAAAUUCAAUUACUGGCAUAAAAAUAACCGGUAACCCUUUCUUUCACGCUACACUUAUUACCAGGUAAUUAACAGGUAAUUACUUAGUAACAACAUGAAAUUAUCUGGUAAUUACAUGAUAACUUCUAAGUCAAUACUGUCUAGCUACCAGGUAGGUAACCUUCCAUCAUCAUACAAAUUUGAAGCCGAAUUGCUCUGGUAUUUCCAGGAUUUUCUCCACUUCCUGGAACCACCACUUGCGCAGUAGCAUUGUACGCAUUCAGCGGGUGAGUCGCUGUGAUAAUGCUCGGCUCAAACAGCGUAUCGCUACGCAAUCUUCGCUCGCCCAUAGGCUGUAUCAAGUGUCAAUCAUAGAAAAUAAGAACCCCAAAUAGCUUUUGAAAAUGGAGCUGCACAAAAAAAGAGAAAAACUAGACAGUAUUGACUUAGUGGUUAUCAUGUAAUUACCAGAUAAUUUCAUGUUGUUACUAGGUAAUUACCUGUUAAUUACCUGGUAAUAAGUGUACCGUAAAAGAGAGGGUUGCCUAAUAACCAUACUGUUGCAUUUGUUCAUUUUCCUUUUAUUUUUAAACUUGGAUUUAUAUACAAACAAAAUGCCACACCACUCUGGCGAUUUUUUAUCAUGGCGUACCUUUGGCAAAAGACUCUGCCAAGCUCUUUUGUAUGAGAGGAGCUGCUGCAACUUUAGUUUUUGGUGCAGUGGGUGCGCCACGCAUCUUUUGGCUCUUAUAAUAGCGCUUGGCGUGUUUCAUCUAUAGGCAGUGAAAGAGGUUUCUGGUGUUUCCACCUCCAGCAAUGACAGCCACACGACACUCUUUGUGUAGGAUUGUUUUUUGGUAUUGUCGGAUUUUCUAAAUCUGAAGAAUCUCCAGACAACCGAUGUCUCGAUUUGCGCCCUUUUUCCAGUACGAGUUCCUCCUACUCUUCCUCAUGUUGGGUUGAUCGGGCUGCCUUGAUUGCUCGGUGCUGCCACUAAUCUUCGCGUCCGUCCAAAGCUGUUUCUUCUUCGUCGAAACUAUGCCAUGUUGUUUUUGUUGACGAUGACGUUGUCGAAAAUAUUUCGUCAACGUCAUCGUCAACAAAAACAACACUGGAUUAUAGAACAGAGUGAACAAACUCCGCACGACACGCUGGUGAAUAUACGGAAACGCACCCAAACAGUUGCGCUCUGACUUUCCUGUACUGGAGAGAUGCAGCUGACAUCUGCUCUCUCUCCCCGGUAUAAAUCAUAUAGCAAAGUUUGUACUGGUAGACACUUUUAUAGCGUCACACGGUAUAUACCGUCAUACCGCCCAACACUAGCGUGUAUUAAAGCAUCCAAAGACUUAACUCUCCCAGUCUUUCACAGGCAUGUCUAAAUGUCGUGCAGCAGACUUUAAAUGAGCUUCCAUGUGCUUUUUCUUACGCGUUUGAGUGCGUGACUUACUGUUCUCUUUAAAUCUAUUGUUCCUGCUAAUUCUCGAUCGUUCCAUCUGUAUGUUUUGCUAAUCUAAGGUUGCGUUUUUGGAAAUGCUGCCUGUCUUCUCUCUCACAGUUAAAAAUAUCACAACACUUCAGAGAAGCCUUUUAAAACAUAUCAAACCAUCUGUGGCGAAGAACACUGGCUGGUGAUAUGUUUACCAGAUAGCAGCCAGCAGUUUUAUUUCGUAGUUGGGUCAGCUUACAAAACGAGGUUUGAGUGACCACAGAGGAUGAAAACUAAACAUGAAAGUCUUGCUACAAGCGUUUCAUUUCCCUAAAUGGGUUUCUAAAGCAGGGGAUGGAAACUUGUGCUGGUUGCUUUCCAUCAUACUUACGUGUGUUUAGUUACAGUGCUCAAUAACAUGUCACCACCUCUUUAUCAGCUGAGGGUGCAAGCCAGAGAGCGUCGCUGUCACUAAAAUAUGUUUUUCACACUAAUCUAAGAGAUAGAGCAGAACAGAAGGAACGCAAGCCAGAGUUUGAGUUUUACCGGUACAGUAUCUGUUCACCGCAGCAGCUUGUUGGUGCAAAUACACAGAACUGAACUGACGGUGAAAAGCCCACCCUUCAAUCCCAUCUACCACAACAGGAGUCUGACCUGAUACUGGAGUUGAUUAGCUUCGUAUGCAAACAUACCCUCCUCCUCUUCUCAAAACACCACCUGCAAACUCAUUACAUUAGUCUGGUGUCUGCCUCUCAGCCUUUAUCUAUUCACUGCACAGCCCACCCUAAUGCAUUAUUUAUAUUCUGGCUGUAAAGGUCAGUGGCGAUGACGUUAACAUCUCAGUAUGGGGAUAUCAAAAAGGUGAUUAUAUUGGAGGGAAGCCUGUGUGUACGCCAUGAAUUUUAAUUCUACAGUGAAGUUCAGCAUACUGGCCGAAUGAAGCACUGUGGGACAGCUACGAGUGACUUCCUCAGAAUUUUUGUCUCAGAAUCAAAACUUUUAAAUGCUUCUCCACCUGUGUUUGCAUUAGUGUUGAUCGAACCAGCCAACUUUUCAUGAAGGUCAUGUUGAAAAACAGAAAAUGGCACCGGAAAGGUAAUUUUGGUAUGUUUUUUUGGCACCUAGAAACCUUUGCUACGAAGGGUUUUUGAUGCCAAGUUUGAAAGAAAUUCUUUUGGAACGGAUUUAAGAGAAACCUGUUUCACACCCAGUUGGUUUCAUCACAUAUCCAUGCUCAGUGUAAUUUGUUGGCAUAGGGUUUCUUUUGUUUGCUAUUGGGUGUUGUUUUGUUUCAUUCCUGUCAUGUUUAUGAACCUGCUUAUUAUUUCACUGACAGGAAUGACUUAAGGAAGUUCAUAAUGCUGAGCUAUCAAGAGAGGAUAUAACUCUGUUCUUAUAGCGAACAAAAUGCCCUAUUACCCCAUUUGCAUGCUGCCUUGUCUGUAUUUUGGGUUAAACUUGGCCUUAUUUCAAAACUCUUUAAGGGCCUAUGUCCACUGACUGCUGUCACUGCCUUCUGUCUAUACCUGGCUAAUGCAUGACAGCAGUUUUUUGUCACUUUUUGUCACAAUAUAGCUCAGAUUUUUUUAAUACCUCCACACUUGUCAGUGUUGGCACUUUCUCUCAGACCAAACAAUAUUGAGAAAAAGCAGGGACUCCUGGUGGCAGCAGCCAGACGUACCACACUUUUCUUUUUUUUUUGGUAGGGGGUGGUGAUGAUUUUCAGGUCUAAAGAUGAUGCUGAAACCGAACUAAAAGUUAUCAUUGUGAUGUUGUUUUUGUAAAAGUAUCUCAAUACUGGGAAUUUGAAUCACAGGAACUGAGGAUGCUGUCACUGCCAGAACAAAAUUGCUGUUAGUAGACACAGGCCCUAAGCCUGGUCAACUUGGUUUUGCUGUAUAAUCUAGGGCAUUAAAUGACUUUUGUAACUUGAAGGCUAAAUGUAAAAUGUAAAAAGUUAAAGAAGAUUAUUUCAAAUCCAUUUAAUCCUUUUAAGCCUUUGAAAACAAAAAGGGAAAUUUGAAAUCAAUUCUGUAUUUCACUGGAAAGUGUUGAAAGUCACAGAGAGCAGGGGAUUACUGAGGUCAAGGCCAGAUGUGAUUAAAACUGCAAGGUCCUUGUACAUAAGGAUGCAAGCUCAUUUUUUAGGAUGGGUGCAAGGUGGUUCAUAGAUAGCUGAAGUUUUGUGAUGAAUCAUUUAAAAGCUGGUUUUCCCCAUGUAUUAUGAAACGUCCUGAAAGAGUUAAGCAGGUGCAAAAAAGUGGAACCACUGGUUAGUAAAAUUGGGAGAUAUCUGCCCAAGAGUGAACAGAAUAUUAUAUGACUCAAAGAUACAGUGCCAAGGAAGCAUGUGUGAUGAGAAUACAAAGGCAUGAAUCAGUCACAGAGAACAAAGACAUCUGGGGAACAUGGAUAAAUGUGGGACACAGCUGUAAUCGCACAUUUUUAUCUGUUGUGCAUGAUCCCCUAAACAUCAGAGUUGAACCCUCGAUGCUCCAAACUGCAGAUUUUCUUUGUAGCAAUGAAAUAAAAACACAAGUGCACAGAUUUUUUUGUGUGGAUUCAAUUUAACACCAAUAACGUUGAAGUUGAAAUGCUGUUUUAGUGUUCCUGCUUAUUGUUAUUCUUUGAUGAAGAUGCACACAGCCUCUUCUGCAGAAACUGAUGCAGGAGUCUUCAUCUUCCUCCGCUCUAGUGUGAGGAGGAUUAUAUAUAUUGUUAAACCACAGAUGGAUGAAGAAUUUCGAAGCCUGUUGACUUCACCGUAUUGAUUUUUUUUCUCUCUCUCGCUGUCUUUCUUCUUCUUCUCUCCCCCCAGACCUCCUAAACGGAGCCCAGGAGAAGUGCGAGCUGCCGCCUUUGGAUGGUUUUCCUCACUGCGAGGGCAAGCUCAAGGUGAAUCAUUCAAACCUUAAAAAAAGAGAGACGCACACAUAAAGACAGCCUUCCCUUUACACUCUGCAGCUCAGAGGAGAAAGACGGAGUUAGCUGCAGAAGAAAGAAUAAAGAGCGCCAGCAGCUAAAAACUCUAACAAGGCAAACAGGAAACUGCAGUUUUUUUAGAAUAAGUACAAACAAUCAUCUUGUCUGUGUAAUCCAUCAUAUUAAACAUAAGUACUGUGCUUUAAGGAUACAUAAUGUAUGUUGUUGAUGUUUUUUGUGUGUAUGUUGAUUGGUGAUGAUGAUGUUUACCUUACACAAUGCCCAUCAACCUCAACUUGAAGCUGCACUUAGGGCCUGUUUCCACUAACCCAAUUUUCUUGCACAAGAUCAGUGCAGUUCAGUGAUCGCUGCACCAACUUUUGAAAGGACUGUACAGCUUUUGCACAUGCUGAUGAAGCCAGAACAACACUUUUUAAUUCUUACAGCGCCUGAAAAGGGUUAAAGGCACCUUAAAGUACGCUGCAGAGUAAAUACCGUCGCUGAGCACCUGUGUUGUUUGCAAACAUUCAAAUGAGGUAUUUGAAGCGAAACAGUCCUUUCUUUCUGAAUCAAGGAACAACACUUUCACGAACACCAGCAAGUGACAUCUUAGACAUUUUCUGAAAACUGGUGGCAGCUAGUCUGGAGUGUUUGUCGAAGUCUUCAGCAAUCAAGACAGCAAAUAAUACAUUUUAUCUGUACAUAAGUCUGUCUGCUUUCGCCCGCUGUAAAAAAAGUGUUUGGACAGAGUUUAGUGACGUCAGGAUGAAAGGGCAAAGCGCAGCGGAAAGAGAAGAGGCUGACAGCUCGUCUGCAAACAGAUGCAAUUUUGAAGCAAAGCACAAAAAAGCGUCCUCUCGAAAGAAACUAGCAUGAAAGCGAGCCUGACAGCAAUACGCUCAUGAAUAACAAACACACAGAUGUAAACAGAAGCUCAGAUUCAUAUUUCCGUUUUACUGUGGGUGUGUGGGUCUCUCUGGAGCUGAUAGGGCCCUAUCAUACACACCAUCUGUUCGGCCAGGUCCCAGUCCUCCGCUGAUACUGUCAGCACUUCCAACUGGGCGCCAGGCCCUGCCAAAGCUGACUCUCCGUGUACACAAGCACAGCCACUCACUCUGGCACACGCGUCUACUGUACAGAGAUGAAAUGCAAAUAAACUUUGUUACAGAGGCUUGUCUUAGAUUGACAAAUCCACCAUUGAGAACAAUGCUUAUGCUUAUAACAACCAAAAUUCUCAGAUUCAAGCCCAUCUGUCUCCUCCCUCCUCUACAGACAGCUUUGAAAACCUAUAUUUCCUGUGUUCUGCUCCCUCAAGUCAGUAUCCAUGCUGUCCUUGAGCCUGAUCUUAGCUCAGUGGCACUUAUACUAGGCAGCCACUCAUGACAGCGCCACACUUACAUUGAUAUAUUCCCACAUGUUCUCAAGACAGCAACCCAGCACGACCUCACACUCAUCCUGUUGGACGCCGAGAAGCCCCUGCACGUGUAUUUAAUGAAAGGGAACUUGUUUUCUUUUUGAUUCCCAGACCCCGCAUUUUCCAUUUGAUUCCAGAGACUUAGAGCCAGUGAAUGUGGAGUCACAGUCCUGCUCCUCUAACCUCUGAGCAAAAACAAACAGACUGGAGUAUUUCCAUACGGAGGGUGAAAGAAGACAUAGUAGGCUUGUGUUAAAGUAUCACAAUCUGCAUACACAAAAACAACAAAGACAAAACUUUAAUAAAAUUCUUAUCCAGCAGCACAACCACUGAAGUUCUUGUGAGAUAUACAUUCAUAUAUUUCAGGGAUCAAAAUCCAGGUGGAUGGAAGAGGUUGAUUUGUGAGAAGCUCAGAUUGAACCCUGCUUCUUUCUCCUUUCUCUUAGUGGAUGAAGGAGAUGUGGCGCUCAGACUCCUGCUACGGCAACUAUGGCGUGGACGGAUCCACCUGCUCUUUCUUCAUCUACCUCAGCGAGGUCAGUUAACCAACACUGUGAUUGGGGUUUGCUGAUUGCAUUGAUACACGGCUGAUGUUUGUACUCUGGAUAAUUAGUGAUAAAGACGGCGUGGCUGUUGGAAAUUCACACAUUUACCAGGUUGAGUAUAAAAAUAACUUGAACUUUAAAUAGAAUAUAUUCCUUUUGUGUUAUGUUAUUACUCAACAGAUGCAUCCGCCCACCUCUCUGUAUGAUAUUAGACAGUAAAUGGUGUGGAAACAUCUGAUCAGUGAGGAGAAGAAGUUCAUAUCCCUCAUAUUUAGAGCAAAAUGAAAGUGGAGGCAGGAAUAAAUGUUCAGCUGAUGUCAGUGAUCAUAAAUAUACGAAAAUACAAGCAGAAAAAAAACAUGGAGCAGAUUGACUCGGCCAUAUUUUUUCACUUUUGUCUUGAGGAAACAGAUUUUUCCUUGGAAAUGUUGCUUGAAGAGUUUUGAAUAAUGCUUGAGGGAAAUGGGAGAGAACAAAUUUCCAUUCAAGAGUUGUGUAAAAUUUAACCAAAUUGUGGAAAGAGUAUACAAAUCAGUGCAGUGGGGAAACAGGCCGAGCUGAGCGCCAGGAAAAUCCUCGAAGAAUGAAAAGAUGAUUGAAGAGUACUGUUUGUUUACUUUGAAACAGGAAAUAUGCGAGUUUCCUCGGGUUUCACAUCUUCUUUUGUCUCUUUUUCUCUUUUUCUUCUCUGCACCGUGAUCGUCAAAUAUCAUCAAUUGUCUGAGCUUACACACAUGCAAAUCUGGGUUUUCUGCCAUGUCCAUGAGUCUGGAGCAGCUUUUUAAACCACGAAGACGUUGAUAUGUAAAACUACACAUAAAUCCAUAUUCAUAAAUCAUAAAUUCAUUCAUGAAUGAGACCCAUUGAGUGCGUGAUUGAAACAAAUUUGGAUGCGCUCGAGCCCUAAGGCAGCGCGAGAUCACACAAUGACCAUCACAGUAUUGUGAUCAAAAGUAGUCUAUUUAAACAGUCUCAUGACUGCAUGUCUUAUGUGACACUUAACACUGAAUGCUGUUCUCGACUUGUGGAAAGUCACAUGCAUGACUUUAGCACAUGAAGUCUCUCAGGACACAGAUGGUGCAGGAACUCAAACUUAAGCGAAAGAAGCAAAUUAAUCAAAGAGAGUAAUUCUUAACCAUUCCUGUCUUUGAUUGAAAGACUGAAAACAUGGCUUUAGUAAUCGGUUAGAUUACACUACAGGCCAAAAGUUUGGAAGCAAGGCCAUUACAGGCUGAACAGCUGGGAGUAACUUCAAGUUUUUGUUCAAAAUGCUUUUUUAAAAUCCAGCAUGAGUUGUAUGUAUUUUGGGAUGUAUUUACUCCAUUAUCAGAUGUUUCUUCCAGUAAGAGAGAUCGGUGAAAGACAGCACCAAAAAUAAGGGAAGAAAUCAACAUGACAAGGUCAAAACCCAUAUCUCUGACAACGGUGAAAAGACAUUUGAGGAAGGCUGGUCUGAAGGGUUGUGUAUCGUCCAAACUGGUGAAUGUCUGAAAGCACCAUGUGUUACACCCAAUAUUAAGCAAGGAGCUGGUAGUUCCAUGGUAUGGGGAUGUUUUGCAGAUGAUGGAGUAGAAGAUUUGUUUGAAGUAAAGGGUAUCAUGAAGAAGGAACAGUACCACUCCAUCCUCCAGCACCAUGCUGCUCCAUCUGGACUCAGACUUGCGGGUCACAAGUUUGUUUUGCAGCAAGACAAUGACCCUAAGCAUUCUGCCAAGUUCUAUCAGGGUUACUCAGACAAAAAACAAGAGGAAAGUGUUCUUCAAAAGAUGGUUUGGCCCCCUCAGUCUCCAGACCUUUCUCCAAUAGAGCUUGUGCGGGAUGAAUUGGAUCGAUCGGUCAGAAAGGCGCGUCUCACAAAUCGGCAAUAUCUUUUUGAUGAACUUAAGAAAGCUUGGAAUGCAAUCCCUGGAACAUACCUUAGAAAACUUGUGGAACGAAUGCCUGGUAUAUGCCAAGCUGCUGUUAAAGCCAGAGGAGGUUUCUUUAAAGAAAGCAAAGUCUAAGCAACAAUAACUCAAAUACCUAAUAAUUAUAGUCAGAAUGUCUUCUGAUAAGUUACUCUUUACACAAUAGUCAUGUUUAUUGUGUUGCAAAGUAUAAUAAUGAAACUAUGAUCUUGCUUCCAAACCACUGACCUGUAGUGUACAUAUUUGAUAUUUAAUUUCAAGAGGGAUAGGGGAUUUUCUUUAUUGCUUACAAAGGAAACACGUAGGUUGAUGUUAAUCUUUCAGUUCGGGCUGAAACGUUUACCAACCUUCAGUGGAAUGUGUGGGGGAUGUUUGUGCUGAACAUAUAAUUAUCACGUUGCCUGUUAGUCAAACACACCUCCUGUAGGAGAGAAGAGUGAGCUGAGACAGCUCCAACACUCCGGCAUAGACACCCGUAAAAAUGAAAGGGCUCAGAGCAACAACCUCCAAACAAAACUCCUGUUACCCGAGAUUGAUCACACAAGAACGAAGCGCUAAAAAUAAAACCAAAGCAGCGAGGUAGAGAGGAUUUCAUUUUUAAUGAGAGCAAAUUAGAGUGUGUAGAGUGUGUUUCUGGGGAUGAUGUGGGAGAAAGUGGGAAUGACUCAGUGGUAAGGGAGCGACAGGAGGGGUGGUGCGAGGUGCUGCAUAAAGAGAUAAGUUUCAGCCUCCAAGGAAGGACUCUGAAUGGUUUUGUUACCGUGCCUUUGUCUCUUCGAUCCUUCGCAAACUGGAAAAAGCAACUUGAGAGCAGGGGGGUGAUUGAUUUUGUUACAAGAGGCUCUUAUUGUGAAGGCUUUUCAACAUGCCCAAACCUUAUAGCUUGUAUAAAGUAAUAUGAAUCUCGCUGUCAUAUCAUUUGACAAAGGUUUUGAUAUGUUCCUUGCAGCUCUUUUGUAAUUGCUUUCAUUCAUCCUGAUACAGCCUGCUGCUAUUUUCCCAGUGUUGUUUGAUUAUGAUGGAUGCUCUUAUCAGAUGGACGGCUUGUACAACUUUUUUCUUUUUACAAAACUGAGCAAAGACUCCUCAAACAAAAGUGAAACCUCAAAGUUUUUCCUGAGAGAACUUUUUUUAAUGGCACAAAAGCGAAAUGUCAGUCAGUGCUUCAGCUUUGAAAUGGUCAGUUGCCUGCUAUGAAUAUUGUAUGCGAGCUGAAAGCAUCUGGCUGAACAAAUAUAGAACACAGAAAGCUUUGCUUUAUCUAAGUAAGAUGGACAACAGCAGAUCCAUUAAGAGGAGAGAAACCUUUCCCUUCCUCGCCCUCUCUGUUCAUGCCUGUCGGAUUUUUCUGACACAGGAGCACAAACACAUUUGUUCACAGAAACAGUUUAAAAGAAUUGCAUCUUCUCUCUGCUUUGAGGUUGAGAGGUUUUUCAUGAAGCGAGUACUCGGGGACCGUGGAUGGAGAUUUGAGUGGGUCCCUGGGACAUUAAAUGGGUCCCCAAUAAGGGAGGUGUUACACUUGAUGAUUUGACCAAACAUAACCAACAUUAAGUUGAGUCCACAGGAUGUGAACCCAGAAACAUCAUGUCUGUAAAAGCCUGGGAGCUUUCUGCUUCCUCCUCUGGUCAUGUGGUAUCACUGCCAUGGCUAUAGGCGUGUAUUUCCAUUUAAACACACACACACAAAACACUCAAACACACCCUUUUGCCAUGUAUAAUUCAUACUUGUCAGCCACCGCAUUAACCUUGCGAAGGGGGCAAACCGCAGAGGUCAACAUAUCAUGAUGGAUGUCAGCUGUGGUGGGCUGACCGGGGAAAGACCAGCGUGAUAUGUGUGUACUGUACAAGAAGGAGGCUAAAGACACCUUACAGUUACUCUCUUUUGGCUGAGACAGGCAAAACACACCGGGAGCUUUUUCUUUCAAUCUUUCUGCGAUCACGGCGCCAGUCAGACUCGUAAAAUGAGGAAGAAAAUGAACAAACGGGGGAAAGACGUUUGACACGCUAGGUGGACUGUGAAAAGUUAAAAGCAGAUUAAAAAAAGAUCUGUGGGAGUGCUGACUUACACGUGUUAAAGAUGUUAAAAAUAAGACCGCCACCUUCACAGUACAUGAAGUGACAGACAGACUGACUCAGGCAGCAAAGCAGCUAAAUUUUAGCGAUUAUGAAAACUAAAUCAAAUCAACAAAAGCGUCCAGAUGGAACUAGAAAGAGCUUCAGAGUUAACAUUUUUUUCACGGUUAAAUCUUUUCCCAGAGUAUAGACAAGGUCUUAAAAAGUCUUAAAACGUCUAAAAUCCAAUAAUUUGAAUGUAAGGCCUUAAAAUGUCUAAAAUUCUCUUAAAAUUACAAGAAAUGUCUAAAAUACGAUUUUGAAAGGUCUUCAAAAUCUAUCAACUCUACUUACAAGAUUAAACAACAUGCCAUAGGAAUAAAGAUUGAUUGGAAGGAAUGUAAAAUGUUCCGAUUUCACUUCAUGUUUUUUGUAUUUUUUUCUUUUGCAAUUAUGGUCUUAAUCUGUAUUCAUUAUGGUCUUUAAAAAGUCUUUAAAAGUCUAAAAAUUGAUUUGUUGAAACCUGGAGAGACCUUGUUAUAUAAGCAAAAUUCUUGUGAUUUUUUUAAAAAUACACAUUUUACCAGCUUAACACAGUGCAAAAUAGUGGCACAUCUUUGCUCUCUAAACCUCCCAAUACAAAAAUUUGCAGACAAUCACCUUUUGUUUCAUUUUUUUCUUUUCAGUUGACUGAAUCUGUGGUUUUGGUUUGACAGGUGGAGAACUGGUGUCCCCGCCUACCCUGGAGGACAAAGACCAUGACCCAAGAAAUAGACCGCAGAGGACAGGUGAGAAACACACAACAACAAAUGUGAGGUUUUCUAGCUUUCACCAUGACAGCUCAAUGAUAUGCUUCCGCUUUAACAACAGUGUUUUAAUGAUACUUGUAGUCGAGUCAAGAAUGAACCCACACCCACUUAAGUCUUUAGGCAUGUCCAAAUUAAAAGGAGAAAAACACCUGAUUUGGUUGUUUUGGGAGUCAGGUUACACUUAAACAGUUACAGUUGUGGUCCAAGUGGAUUAAGGGUAAUCUUGUUUUUGAGUGUGUGAACCUGCUGACAUUAUGCUUUGUCAUUUGCAUAAAUUUUUCAGCAGGCAUUAAUCCCCGCUUCUUUAUCCUACUUAAUGUAGAGACAGAAUUAAAGCACUUAAUGACGUUCAGAGGGAUACUCAAGAUGAAGCAGCACAGUGAAACAAUCAUUUAUAUAAAUUAUUGAUUAGAUACUCGAUGUGAUGUGUUUGAGGUUUUUGUAUUGUUCGAGAAUAAGCGAAUGAGUGAGCAGAUCCGCAGUGUUAACACGUCUGAACGGCGUGAAAGAGCGGAGCAGUUCUCGGAGACUGAAGCUGGAGUGACGGGACCUUGGGACAAAUCUGGAAUAAUGAUCUUCUAUCCCUGCCAACGUGGCCGCUCACUCAAAUCCCACUCAGAGCGCUCCUCCGGGUGGACAGACUUCUGCACAGUCUACAAUAUCAACACUCCUCGAGAAAAAAAGAAAAAGAAAAAGAAAACACACCCCCUUCUCUCUGCUGUGGGUGAAUCAAUAUUAAGCACUCUUCAUCCCCUCGCUGGAUGCUUCAACAGCGCUGAGCCCUCCGUGGUGGGGAGAUGCCAUUUGACAGGCUUUGGAGAUUUUAAUUCAGGCCCAGAUUUUAAUAGGUUCAGUCUGCAAGAGUGAUUUCCUGUCGUGAUGAGGGAUGCUAAUGCCUUGCAACAGUCUUGUUUCAGCCACCUUAGCAGCUGGUAAUGGCGCUGUGGUUUCUCCUUUGCUCACUUUAUCUUACUCUCCUCGGCUCCGGCCAGUCACGGUGUUCAGGCUUUUCCCAAGUUCCCUAUUUUCUCUAUCUUGAACACAUGAAUGAAAAAGGAUUGCUGUUUCAACGGAUAAUCCUCUUUGGAAAUUAAUCUAUUCUGCUGUAACUUGACGAAUAAAAAUCUGCUAAUUUGUAUCUUGGUUCUCUAUCAUGAUAAUUGGAACUGUCAACUCCUCUCCACUCUUCUGAUCUGUUCUACUUUUCCUGUCCUUUCUUUUCUUGGCUGUUUCUUUUGUUUCAUUUCUUUUCCUUCUGUUCUCCUUUCUCUUGAAUUCCUUUUCUCUCUUUGGCGUUUCUGUUCAUUAUCUUCCGCUUGCCUGUCCUUGGCCUUACUACUUACCUUUCCUUUCCCUUUUAUUCUUUCUUUAUUUUCCCUUUACCUCCCCCCUUUUUCUUUUUUUCUCUACCUUUUCCCCCUUUUCUGCCCUUUUUCUUCUCUUUUCUUUUUGCUUUCCCUUUCCCUUUUUCUUUCUUUUCUCUUUCCUUCCCCCCUUUUCCUUCAUUUCUCUUUCCUUUGCCUUUCCCCUUUUUCUUUAUUUUCUCUUUUCUUUCCCUUUUUCUUUUUUAUCUUCCCUUUUCCUUUCCCCUUUUUCUUUCUUUUCUCUUUCCUUUCCCUUUUCCCUUUUUCUUUCUUUUCUUUUCCUUUCCCUUUUUCCUUUUUUCUUUCUUUUCUUUUCUCUUCCCUUUCCUAUCCCCUUUCUCCUUCUUUUUCUCUUCCCUUUCCUAUCCCCCUCUUUUUUCUUUUCUGUUCCCCUUUCCUUAUUUCUUUCUUUCCACUCUUUUGCCAACAAACUGUGAAGGUGCCUCAUGUCUCAUAUUUAGUUUUCUUUUCUGAUCUAACUUGAGUUUUAUUACAGCUAUUAUCACCGCCACAGACUCCCUUUACUGCCUUCUUUAAUGAUUAUUGAGAGCUUUCUGUGACUUUCUGUACUUUUCUAUUAGAUUUAUCUGUCUGCCAUUCUGAGGUGGAAAAAUGAGAUUCAGAGAAGUCUUUAAUCCUCGAGCCGGCUGUGACUUUGGCUUUUACCGAGAGCACUUAGUUUCAUCACAACGCCUUCUUCAAAAAGGGUCUCCUUCCAAGAAAAGAGCCCUUCAGCAAUUUGGAAAUAGCAGUAGUCAAUAUUAUAAGUUUAAAGAAGUUUCGAUAAAUUUUUAAAAAGCUCAACUGGAUUAAGUCACGGCAGAAAUGGAAUUUGAAACAAGCUCGGCUAUUAAGAUGAAAGAGAGAGAAAAGAGGAGGAAGUAUUAGCACCUCAGAUUAGAUUUCAUUCGUUGAAACAGAAAUCUCGUCCCUGACAUCACUCACUCUAACCGUGCAUGUAUGCUGCUGAUUGGGUCUUAUCCACUGAUGCAUUGCCUCCGUGUGUGCGCAGGCGGAGGUCAGGACCAGCUUCGACGAGCUCUACCGUGUGAUGUCACAGCGCGAGGAGUUCCGCUGGAUGAUGCUGCGUAUCAAACGCAUGGCCGAGCCGUGGGUCAGCGCCAUCCGCUCGCUGGCUGCCAAGCAGGACCUGGCCAGGCGCCGCAGGAAGAAGGUGGGCAUAACAUGCAGGGCCUUGUACAAUGGAGGGAGCAAUUAAGGAUUGAACUGAGCGGAGGGAAAGCCAGAGAACUAUUGUGUGACGUUAAGUGCUUGUGGAUGCUAGUUUGUUGACGUUAGCACCAAAAUGUUCGACGGGUAAUAAAUCAAGGAACUUCCUUUUUUAGACUCUGUAUUGUGUUAGGCCGGAUAGAACACUGUUCCUCACCUCCUAAAACUCUCACCCUGCACUUGAGGACAUUUCAGGAGAUCAGCCAGACACAGCGAUUUGCUUGAUAUGAAGUCUAACUGUGACAGAUUUCCAUGCAUUAUAAAUGUAACCAGCCCUGACACAUGCAUAACACCUGAUAAGGAUCUUAAAGAUGUUCCCUUAAAAAGUUCUCGUUCAACUCCCCAAAAUGUCACCACUGAGCUCUGAUACAUCUCGAACUUACGAGUAAAGGAACACUGUCAAAAACUUUCCAAAAACACCUUCCCUUAGUCGGCAGAAUUUCACGCCUCAGGUACACGCACACGCUGAAACGCGCACUCAUUCGCACUUGUAGCGCGCCCCCGUUUUAGCUCAGGGGAGAGAUUGCGGUGGGAAAGGACUGACAUGGAUAUUCAAUUGUGUCCCAAGCUGGCAGCAGCUUCCAGCACUGAAUAAUGUACUCCACACUUUCCACUGGCCUUGUGAAUAAUUCACAUCACAUUCCCAUGAUACCUUGGUGCUGAUGCAAAGCAGCAACCCCUGUAGCAACGCGGAGGAUGCGAGAAACCAGAACCCUCAUCUAUCCAUCUGUUUAUCUGUCUUUGGUAUCCCUUCUCCAUUCUCUGUUCCCCGGUUUAAUCUAUUCAGCAUAUAAUUAAGGAGGUUUUUUAUUUUCCUCUCAGAGCCGUGUCUUUAUUUCAGCCGCUAAUCUCUUUUGGAUAUUAAUCUGCACAUAUUAAUCCCUCACUGGUGUGCUGUUGAACUGAGGCGAGCUGUCAACACUGAAAAAUGCACAGGUCACUUCAAACAAAGGCCACUAUUACUUCCUGCACUCGCUGCAGAACACAGUGUUCCCCCAGAGCAAGUGAAAAUCACUUUGUGCGUGUGUCUUUGAGUGUGAUCCUUUUUCAGUGAUGCGGCAUGUGUUUCUCUUAAAAGUUGAACAGCUUUCUGAGCAGAAAGGGGAUUUUUUUUUUGCUCUUCUUCUCCUGCAGGUCCUGGUGCAUUUGGGCCUGCUGACUAAGGAGUCGGGCUUUAAGAUAGCAGAAAACGCCUUCAGCGGUGGCCCACUAGGAGAGCUGGUCCAGUGGAGCGAUCUCAUAACCACACUGUACCUGCUCGGCCAUGAUGUUCGCAUCUCGGCGUCCCUGGCUGAGCUCAAAGAGUAAGUCCAAAUAAGCCCACCCGGCUUCUGCAGCCUGCUCCAAUCUCUGCUUUGGACAACAUAAAUUGCUAGUAGCAUAAAACUCCUACUUUUCCAGGUUGUGGAAGAAAAACACACGCAGUAAAUUAGAAUAGAAGAGUGCUUUGCAUCAUGUUUGGUUGUUUUUAAACUGUUCUGUACUCUUUUGUGCAAUGCUAAAUCAGUUAAGUACACCUUAAGGCCAAACACAGCCUGUUCCCGAGUUAUAAUGAUUGUUGUUUAUCCAGAUGUGCCUCUGUAGAGCACAUGUCUGAGGUCAGAUAUUCCAAAGUUCUGUUUUGCACUGUCUUGGCUGCUCUGAGUUUGUGUGCGAAUCAUCGGUCUUAAUUUUUAUAACAGGCGACUCUUCGCUGUAUUUUCUUCAGGGUUGGAUUUAAAGGGAUAUUCUGGCAUAAAAUUAAUUUAGGGUCAAACACACUGUAAUACAGAGUUAGACACCCCCUGGAGAGAUGAAUGUUGCCGACCGCUUGCUUCUCUAGUUAUACCAACUUUAGAAACGACCGCACCAUAGCAAUACACAGCGGUCUGAGGAGCCAUCAACAAAGCUCAACCAAAACGCCACUCUAUAGCCACAAAUAAUGCUCAGAACAGCACCUAACUUCAUCAAAAGUACAUAUAGGGUCCUAGCCACAGCACUAACCACCAAACAUCUUUUUAACUUUGCCUAAUUUCUUAAGCAAAGAGACUAAACACAACUCACCUACUCUCUUCCAGCAGCUGCUUGUUUGUAGCGAGACCUCAGGACAGUCCAUUACAGACUGCUGUGGGGUGACGCAGCUCAAGGAAGAAUAUUUAUGAUCCUUUCUUUAUCAUUUCCUUGAAGUAAUAAUCAUCAUAUUAAUCAUUUUGCACUGCAGACACGGUAGUUCUUCUGCCUUAGCAUCUCAAUCUGAUUGCAUUUCCAUGAAGAAAUGAUCAUAAAUGUUCUUCCUUGAGCUGCAUAACCCCACUGUAGACUGAGCUUCUAACUCGGUGUUGCGGUGUGUUGGACCCUAAAUUAAUUUUACGCCCAGUUCUGCCCAGGUUACGACACAAAUUCUCUUAAUGACUCAUCUGUUUUAUUUGCACAAAUGUUUGCUCAGGGUUUUUAAUGUUGGAUAAUAGAAAAAGCAAACAAGAGCAACAGCUGACUAACUUGACUGUCACCACAGGAUCAUGCGCAAGGUCAUGGGGAACAAGUCAAGUUGCCCGACCCAGGGGGACAAAAUCGUGGAGCUCAUCUACAUCGACAUCGUGGGCCUCACCCAGUUUAAGAAGACGCUGGGACCUGCUUGGGUUCACUACCAGUAAGUACAAAGACUUCCACCCUCUUCUAUUGUCUUGUCAGCCGCUCGGCUAAUUCAGUCAUUUGUACAGCCCUGUAACCUCGCGCUGCCUCUGCCAGUUGUGGUUGAACCACUUCUGUCAGAGGCGUAGGGCUUCGAGUUGAGGCUUGUCUCGCACUUGGUUUGACAACAAGUCUAUUCUCUGCCCGUACAUUACCACAGACUCCCAAAAGGCCGCGGUAACGUCCGUCACUGGUGAUAUUUUCAGCUCUCGAGUCUAUUCUUCCUCUGAUUGCUCCGCAGAGGACUGUAGAUGAGACCCUCCUGGUUUGUUUUCCAAAACGCUGUCAUCACCCCUUGGACUGACAGGAAAAGAAAAAGAACAAUACGUCUGCGGGCACUAAUGGCCCUGCUGGUUCCUCCUGCUUGUCACUAGGUUUUGUCCGUCUGUGACAUAACACCUUAGACUGCAUCCGCUCCCUUUGUGCCCUGAGGAAAUUGAUUCAGCUCCAGAGUAUAAUGCAAGGUCCAGAUGCUGUUUCUCGCUUACCACCGACGACCACUCAUGCCAGGGUGCUUUGCAGGAGCGUGUCUGCUUGUUGUGUUUUGUGAAAGAGGACCUUGACUGCACUUGGAACCAUUUUUCUGUACAGUUUCUGUUUUACUAAUCCUAACCCACUCAGCCUCCCUGUUUGGCCUUUUGUAAGCGGCGUCGUCUUUCCUCUAAGUGGAUAGGAUGUCUUGCCCUCGUUGCCUUUUGUAACAGCGUUUCUUUGUCAGGGUGAAAUACAUCCAGUGGACUGAACAUGCCGGAUUUGUUUGCAUAUCAGUCUCAGAAACGUAGCAUACAAUAAACCCUGUCGUUAUUGUUCUUGCUUUCCCUGUUUUUUUUUUUUUUUUCGUGUGUUUGGGGACAAAGCUACAAAGUCUGUCAGGCCCAUUUGUGAGUAAUGCGUUUUGUUAUUUCCCCAGUCUUCCUGCGAACCGUCUUUCAGCGCUGUAUCGCUGCGUUUCAUACUACUCCAGUGCAGUGGGAAUACUCUGAGCUAUUGUUUUUCCGGGUAUAAACUUGAGCCAAUGAUUCCCUGUUGUUCUAUUUCAUUUAAUCCUUUCAUCCAAUAACCUAAUCUCAGCAGUGCAAUGUCAUCAGCAUCGGCGAGGCAGCAGAGAGUCUGCUGCUGUUAACCGUUUCUACUUCUGACUGAAGUGUCUUUCUGUUUCUGGUACGCUCUAUUGUGUGUACUUAUCCACGCACUGCACUGCUGUGGUAUUUUUAACUGAUGUCAAGGCCAUAACUUUCUGUUGUUUGUAUAAUUAACCAAUCACAUGCUUGGUCAUGAAUAUAAGCUGAGGCUUUGGACAGAUUUAUCCUGUUGCUGUCAGCUGUUGUGACUAUAUGCCAUUACAGCUAGUACAGAUAUAACCCUUGAAUGACAGAAAGCUUUCUAAAUUCUGUAUAUAACUACAUCAAGAUGCUAUAGCUUCGUUAUAUAGCUAUGGAAGCUCAUGCAUUCACUAUACAAAGAGAAUUCAGCCUCCUUUUUUCUGCAUCUGCUUUAAAUCGUGAUUCUUUUUGAAGUAGUUCACCCGCAGGACUCCAGGAGUGUCUCAAGGUUCGUCUUUUGUUUGCAGUGGUCUGCACGGCUGAUGUGCUUCUUUGCCAGAGGAGCUCUAAGUUCAUUGUUGUCUCUUUGAAGUUGGGUGAUGAUAUCAGUGUGGAUUUCCAUCUGGUGCAAACAUCUUGGAUUAGAGGCUCAAGCUGUUAUCCAGUCUCUGCUUUGACUUCUGCUACUUCUGCAUCUCAAUGCUCUGUAACUUCGGAGAUAUUCUGGGUGAAUCCCACAGCAUUUUCUCUCCUCAGGACUUCAUGUUUUUGUUGAUCAUUCGAGUCCUGUAAGCAUUAAACUCUUGUUGUACACAUUAGACAUGAUUGAUCACAUCAUAGCCAGCCAGAGUUCGCAUGACUCAAGUCUUGCACAAUGUCAGCUGGUCUGCAGAAAGCUGAGGUAGUCUGUGACGCAAUCAAACUUUCUCUUUAUUUAUUACGAAUUAAUUCCUCCAUGGCAGAGUCCCUCAAACGCACUUUCAAUAAAAACUGACAUUUAUCACCCUCAAGAAGGUGAUUCUACCCAAAAAUCAAAGCAAAAUUUCAGACAAAAGCCCCAGUCAAAUAAUCACAAACAUAUUGCAGAGUCCUCAGCUCCACGGUGUCCUCAUGAAGUUAUUUUAUUUGUUCAAAUCAAAGUCUGAUGUUGGGCAGUAAUUCAGACUAAUGCUUUUAGACGACAGCUCAUUAAUUCCCAUUGUGUUUCUCAUCCAGCUGUUGUGUUGGAGCCUCAGGGAUACACAGACAUGUAAUAGACCCUCGAAUAGAUGAAUGUAUAACAGAAACUCCCAUCUGAUAUCACGGAUUGUUAAUGGCCCAUAUGGAGCCAUUAUUUAUUGCUAAUUUCACAGAGGGGGGGAACCAUGGCUCUACAUUAUCCAUCAGAAAGCCUUUCAGAUGGAUUUCAUUGUCGUGAAAUUACACAUUUACUCAGAAAACAACAUCCCCACUCAGCUCAGCUCGACUGUUAGUUCGCAGCAAGUGUCACUUAAGUGCACACUUGUGGAGCUGAACAGCCUCAGCUUUUGCCACAUUAUGACUCCCACUGUCAACUCACUGGACUAGGACUAUGUGCUGAAAGCCUCACUGCAGCCACAUUUACAUCAUGUUAUGACUCCAACAGCACUUCCCCAUCUGUUGAGGAUAUAUCUACUGGGGACAGGCGAGGGUUGUUUUCCUCUAGAGCCAGUGGAGAUGGCAUGUGGGUAUGUUGUUGUUGUUGUUGUUCUGCUUUCUGUCUAAAGUUCCCUCAUGGUGGAUGUGUUUCGCAGCUCUCUCUUCUCCCUGGGCCUUUUGCCGUUCGCACAGCCAGCUGUGGCUGCACAGCAUCUGCCCGGGCAUAGAGACGGUUACUAAGAGGGAGGGACUUUUUUAAGAUGCAGAUGUCUGUGUGUAAAUAAAAGGAGGAACGCCUGUUUUCAUUUCUCGCUAUUACGGUGUGAUUAAUGCUGAGUGUUCUCCCAUGAAGCCAAAGUGGAGGAACGUCAUUUAAUUUCCCAAAAGGAAAAUGAUGAGUAAAAUCGGUCUAGUUUUGGCAAAGUGUGGAAAAUAGGGAGAUUGCAACACAUUGAUAUUAGUUUUCCCUUUUUUUCAAUAAAAAAAUCUCAAAACAAAACACAAAGCAGAAUUUAGUAACGGAGUUUAUGUGUCAGUGAUUUGAUGAAUGCAAAUCCUAGUAUUUGGACUUUAUAUAUUUCAUCCCCUUGUGUAGAUGUGAUCCAUUUCUUUUUCUGUGGUGACUGUGGGUCAGCCUUUGUGUUCAUUCAGAGAGUCGUUUUGUCAUCUCCAAGUCAGAGUAUGAAGCACAGAAAUAGAACCAAUUGAGAGGUGUCUGUCUUCUUAGUUAAGUUGUGAGUACAUAAAAUUUUAAUCAAUCAAUGAUUUUUUUUAAUCAAUUUUAAUCAUAAAACACUGAGAUGAUUGAAUGCAUAUCAAGUUACUUUACGUAGGAGUAUUGAUUUGUGUGCACGUAUAAUGUGCAAUUAUGUGGACUUUAAAAAUGUUUUUUAGAGUUUUCAUUUGUUUACAUGUGGGUUGUUUAUUGUUUUUGUUGUUUAUUCAUUCCUGAUAUACAUCGUAUUGUAUCAUAUUGUUUUAUAUCCUAUCAUCGUAGUAUCAUAUAAUCGUAUUGUAUCCUAUCAUAUCGUAUACUAUUAUUGUAUUGUAUCGUAUCGUAUUAUCGUAUUAUAUCAUAUCUUAUCGUAUCGUAUUAUAUCAUAUCCAAUCGAAUCGUAUUAUUGUAUUGUAUCGUAUCAUAUCAUAUCAUAUCUUAUCAUAUUAUCGUAUUAUAUCAUAUAUCGUAUCGUGUCGUAUUAUAUUGUAUCAUAUCAUAUCAUAUCGUAUCGUAAUGUUUUAUCGUAUUGUAUCAUAUCAUAUUGUAUCGUAUUGUAUCGUAUCAUAUCAUAUCCUAUCGUAUUGUAUCAAAUCGUAUCAUAUUGUAUCAUAUCAUAUCGUAUCCUUGUGUAUCAUACUGUUUUAUAUCAUAUCCUAUCAUAGUGUACCGUUUCAUGUCUGUCCUGCUCCAUCCUAUCAGACUGUUGUGUAUAAUAUCAUAGAAAAGAAAGAAAUCCAGUGAAGUGUUUUGUUUGUUUGAAGGAAAGUGAUACAGAUUGAAAAAUGACUCAAAAUUCCUAAAUAUUUAUACUAAAAAACUGUUGUUGAGGAUCAUGAUAUGAAGAUUAUAUAAGAAAGCCUAAACCUGCGUAUCACAGCCCUCGACCCACAGUCAGGCAUAUAAAUAUAGAUAAAGUACGGUGAGUGAGUCAUUACCCGAGAAAUCAACCAUGUCAAGGAGAUGAAGAACUUCCACGUCAAUAAAUGGAUCCUGACUCACCCUGAAGGGGAACAUGUAAAUCACUGCCAGACCUGAUUGAGGAUUUUUUCCCCGUAACUGCCAAAGUCUGUUGACAUUUUGUUUCGACCCGUGUUGAGACAAGUCCAGAGCCCAAAUAAUGUUUUUUUUAGAUGUUUACUUCACGUCUGUCUUCUGCUAUUUAGUUGAUUUUAUUGUCCCCGAGCUGUUUGUCCUUCAACCUCUCGUGCUUUUCUGAGCUGUUUUGAGCUGCAUUGUUUAUUUCAUCUUCAAAAUUCUGCCACAGCGGAGCAGCGGUUCAUACUUCUCCCUUGCAUCAUAGGUGUAUGCUGCGGGUGCUGGAUUCCUUUGGGACUGAGCCAGAGUUCAACCAUGCCCACUAUGCCCAGUCUAAGGGUCACAAGACGCCGUGGGGGAAGUGGAACCUCAACCCACAGCAGUUCAACACCAUGUUCCGUAAGUCGGCAUGAAACACAACACUGAAAAGCCUCUUUUUGGAAGUGAAAACAUCAACAAAAGUACUCAUAAAUUGAUUGUUACAGAUCCAAAAAAAAAAACAGUUUCCACUCUUGAAACCAAACUGUGAUGGUUGAUUUGUCCUCUUGUGUCAACACUAACAAUGACAGAGGAUCCUUCAUCAGUCACGAACCCCAACUCUGUUGUACUGGACCGCAGAGAUUAAAACUAGCCCUCUUCCUCACAUGACACACAGAUUUCUUCACCACAGAGAGUCCCUCAGUCUGUUGUGUAAGUAAGACAAGUUGCCAAGCACGACUGCUUGCAGUUAAAGACAGUUUUAUUUUGCAAUCACCGCACCAUAGUUAGUUUCCUGUCCUCGCUGUGCUACUUAGAUUUCUCCUUUGACUGAGAUAUUUGAGUUGGAAAACAGACAUUAAAGACACUUUGAAAAUCCAGCACUUUGCUGCACUAAUGGAAUAUCAUCAAGCAGAUUAAAGGGAGGGAAGGUCAGACUCUCAGCUCUCCAUUUUACUGUGAUUAUGAAUGUAGGACGUAGGGGGUUUAUUGCUCUCUGUGUGUGCAUCACUCCCACUGUGAGAUCACUCUGUAACUGGAGUCAACCGCAUUUGCCAGGGUGGAUGAGUGGAGGUGGUUCAGCGGAAGGCAGAGAGGGGAGCCAGCCACCCUGGGGUAUUGACCUUUUCCCCGCGGCUAAGAGAAAGUGAAAUGUUACCCCCGCAGUCCCCGUUUGUGAGGUGAGGCCUGGAGUUAUCCAGAAUACCACCGCACCUGAAUGGGCCCUUUGUCUGCUGAUAGGGUAUGUCUUUCUCAUAGCACACAGGGGGCUUUACACAAAAUCCAGUUAAGAGUCGCCAGGUUAGAUGAUAUCGCUGGUGAAACAAGUGCACAGCGGUCCGGACGAGUGUUACAACUGUAGAAUGGCAACACUUCCAGGCGUGGGGGAUUAGGAAACAGUUUUUUUCUCCUCCCUACAACACUGUACCCUCUGGCUGUAGAACAGUGGGCAUAUCAUGCCAAGCGUUUUCUCAGAGUGGUCAAUAACAGCAUGGUCCAGACCUGAAGAUAAAACAAGUUAUGACUCGGAGCGAAAAUCGAUUGAUUAGAUUCAAAGACCAUAGGCAAGUUUUUACCCUCUCGAACCUCAUAUUUGGAUUCUCAUGUCAUUAAUCUGUAUGACAUCUCACCUAUUUAAAGUUGCGGCAACAUGGGAGAAUCAGGUGCUAGUAGGUAAUUUAUCCUCCAUUUGGAUUGGCCCAUUUGUUACUAUUAGCCGGUUCUCCAUAAAUCAUUGGUCGAGGGAAUUGGGAGCAUGUGGCCUCUAGCCAAUAAGACAAGACAAGGCCAAAUUGACCUCAUUAAUCUAUUUCAGACUCGGGAUAGAAGAGAGUGUGUUUUCUGGUGUACUAUAUGUGUUUCAAUGAGCUGCCAGUGUUAUUCAAGUUGGCUCUGCUUCCUGGUACAAGUCAUUUAUAAUCAGGAGAGCCAUAUACUUGGAAAUAAAAUUGAAUUAACCUUUUCUGGAGGUUGGAGUGUCAUGUAAGGGUUCACGUCCCGUCAAGUUUGAUUUAUUCACUCUGUGCUUCAUAACAUAAAAACAAGUUUGCAACAAAACGACCGUUCAGUAAACCUGAAUGUAAGUACAGAGAAAAAAGCGGUUGAAACGCUUCAGGCAGCAUCUAUGUGAUUUAUUGAACACAGAAGCAUAUAUGUAUGGACUCAGAUCUAUACAUAUCCACUGGGGCGAGCUCAACAGUCGGGGUCCACAGGUACUUAUACAACACGGCGACACGUGGGAACAGCCUGACAGAUCGAAUGUUCACUCCUCCCUCUUUUUCCCGCUCUUAAAAAUAACUUGAAAGCCCAACAGAUAGGAUCUCAAAUAUGCUUAUGUGUAAAGUUUGAGCUGUUUAUUUUCACUCUGCGGCCCAUUUAGAUCAUUAGAAGAAACCCAAAGUCUUUGAUGUUGAAAUUUCAAAGGCAACAUUAGUGCUGAUGAAGCAGCUCUGCAAAUUUUUUUUUUUUUUUGCAUUUAACAGACAUUAUUUUUCUAUAAUAUAAGUCUGUAUUCCAACUGCACGUAUCUGUGGUCCUCAGUCUGAAACUGGAUCACCGUCUUGUAUAGCGCUGAUAUAGUUAAGCAUGCCUCUCCUACAUACUCCUUGAGAGAGCCCUGUGGAAUACCCCGGUGGAGUGUUUACCACUCAGCUCAACAGUUUGAACCGAUAUGGACUCCAAACACUCAACCAAACAGCUGCCUCUGCUGCAUCGCCGCGAUCCCCGGCUGUUUGUUAGCUAAUAGCAAUGAAGCCGCAGGAAGGUGAGCGGCUCUUUGAGUGGCAUCUCUAGUGGGAGAGGAGGCAUCUGUUGCCAAACGCAUCUAGAGGACUGAGCUCUAAUUAACAGGCUGUCCUGUUUACACGGUGAGUUUGGUUCAUAAACGCUCAUCUCUGCCUCUUCGCCAUCAGAAGACCAUCUCUGCGUAAGGAACUAGUGGUGGGAGAAAAGAUUGAAACUGCGUUGUAUCGUAAUGUUUUGUCUGGUGAUAUUGUCUCAUUCACCAAGUAUUGAUUUUUCAAAUUAACUACGAAUAUCAAGUCAAAUUUAUGAUAAUAGAAAAAUAAAAUCAAUUGGGAAGGACAUUAGGGAUGCAAGUAGGGCACAAAUAACAUGGACAUGACAUAUGAGGUUUGCAAGAAGCGCUACAUGAAAAUAAAAUACUGUUGAAAAAAAUGUAAAAAUCACGAUUUAUGGUGUCGCAAUACUCACCGUAUUGCAGAAUGUUUAAAAUCACGAUAAUAUCAAAUCGUGGCCGAAGUAUCGUGAUAAUAUCAUAUCGCCGGGCCACUAGUGAUUCCCACCCUAUAAGUAACCAACACAUCCUUCCCAUACAGUAGCAAAAAACAGAUUGUAUUAUAACCACCACCCUCUCUUAUGUCUUCUCAAUAGCAGUACACAACCUUUAAAGGGGCAUUUCAGAGACUUAUUUUUAAACUUUCAAGAAGUCCAAGUAGAUUAUCUAUCAUCAGUUCAAUUGUGUUAUUUUAGUUGCGUCAAUAGAAGGUUCAGAUGCCAAACUGUUAAAUCCACAUACACAGUUUAUACCAUGAGCUCUGGUUGGAAAUAAAGGUUUUGUGCCUAAACCAAAGAUUACAGAUCCUCAUUAAAGACAUUAUGAAAAUGUUUACAAGGCUCGUUAAGCACUAGCCUGAGAAUGGUACACUCUUCGUGCGGUGUUAAACCUCUUGGGCGCCCCUUCUAAUGCCUGGUUUAGCAAGGUAGUCAGGCUGUGUUUUAGGCUUUUUUAUUCAGUCCGUACAAAACAGUUUUACCAGCCAGCUUUAGAGAAACACUGCAGGUAAUUUGGGAACAGUUGUUGCAUUCAGCUCCUGCCCACUCUCAAGCCCCCACUGAUCCUCAAAACAACUACUCCCACAUCCCUCUGCUCCAACACGAUGGAUGAAAGUGUACUUGGUGCAGAUGCAGGGUUUGCAUACAGAAGAUGAGAUGUUGGACUAAAUCUGUAAAGCAGAGGCUUGUGAUCAUGUUCAGAGAAGCUUUCUGUAUCCAAAUAGAUUAACAAUCAAUCAGUCUUAAUUUAUGUAGAGCCAAUUCAUAAGUGUUAUCCCAAGAAAACACUGGUCGAGACCAAGCUCUACCCAUUGCCAUAUCCUUUAUCAGGCAGAAACCUUGAGCAGGACCAGACACAUGUUAGACAGUCAUCUGCUGAGACUGCAUUGGGUUUAGAGAGAGGAUGCAGAAAAAGAGAAAGAUGGACAGAGCGGAGAAAAGAAGACAGGUCCACAUCAGCGAAACAAUCCAGAGGAACCUAAAGCAUGAUGGAGCUCCUGGAAAGAACUGUGUAUUCGUGACUCUAAUUAGACAUUAUUGGCUUUUUUAUUACUUAGAUAAUAUAUAAAUUAUUUCAAGAUGUGAAGUGAUUAAACAUUGACAUCAUCACAUGAUAGUCAUUACCUUUGUGUGAAUAUAUCAGCUGUGUUUGUGAAACGUUUAUCAUGUAAUUAGACUUUGCAGAUCCUCCUUUCUUUUAUUUGCCCUUUCAUUAAAACCCUCGACAUCCUCCAUCAUAUCCUAUAAUUAUAAGAGUUUGUUCAUAAAAGAGAUGUUUGCAGUGGUUGAACCUGACUUGCUUACAGGUCGCCUAGAUCCUGAAUCUGUGGCUGUUGGCUGUAGCGUUGUUUUUUUUUGUUUGUCUGUUAGCAACUUUACGGAGAAAGUAACAGUCGGAUUGACCUGAAACACCAGAGGUGCAUCUCAGCCCCAGGAGGAUCCCAUUAAAUUUUGGUGGUGAUCCGGACAAAAUUCUGGAUACUGUGAUCCAGAACACACAAAAAUAAGGGUGUUGUUGGAAUUUUCAAUGCUGAAAGAUAACCAAUAGGCGGCACGGUGGUGUAGAUAGGCGGUACAGUGGUGUAGUGGUUAGCACUGUCACCUCACAACCAGAAGGUCCUGGGUUAGAAUGCUAGUCAGGGUAUUUCUUGUUUAAGCGGGGGCAUGAGGUGCUUGGCGGAGGUCUGCUUUUCUAGUUUUAUUUACUGUACUGUACUGAACUGAACUGAACUCAGUCGCCCUCUGACAGGGCUGACCUUAAUUUGCCUGAGGCUGCAGAGGCCUCCCUGGGGUGCUUAAACUAACCAUAACUGUACCACAAUACACCUCCCUCGCAGCUUGUUUCAUUCCCUACAGAGGAGAUCAGGUCUACGCUCGAACAGCUCUUUUUCUCCCCGUAUUUUAAACGGCAUUAGUAAGCAUAUUAAAUCGGCUGAAUAAUUCCUGUCUGCACUCCAACUCUUGUCUUCGCAUUUUUUUUUACAAGGCAGAUGGUAGAGGAGUAAAGUGCUGCCAACUUCAGCUCCACACAUGACCUGUUCAUCACUGGUUCCCAUAGUGACUAGUCAUCACCAGGCAAUAAGGAACAGAGCGAACAAAGAGCCAGAUUGCUUGUGGAGACGUGUUGUGUUCAAAUUGUGAUUUGAACAAAAUACCGAGGUUGAACGUGUGAAUUGGUUGUCUGCUGUCAUUUGUGGACACUUUUACUCACAUUAAGAGGAGAAAAAUGUCCAAAAAUGAGGUUACUUUUCCAAACUCUAAAGCAGAGUUCUGUUUUUUUCUCUCUCUUUUCCUUUGUGUCGCUGAAACCUGUUUGCACUGCAUUUAAUUGUACGAAAGUAGAAAGCAAUUUUGAUUUUGUUUUUAUUCAUGUUUAAUGUUUUUGUUGUUAUUUUGCUACAGCUCACACCCCAGACAACAGUUUCCUCGGCUUCGUUGUGGAGCAGCAUCUCAACGCCAGCGAUAUCAAGCACAUCGAUGACAUCAAGAGACAGAACCAGUCACUCGUCUACGGGAAGGUCGACAACUUCUGGAAGGUACCAAAUCAUACCCAGCUACCCACUAUAGAAUUUUUUCGCCCUGAAUUGUUGUAUUUCAUUGAUGCAUAAUGCAAACCCAUCCAGGCACAAACAUAUAACCACAGACUCAAGAGAUAUUGAAGACAAAGAGAAUAGUAAGAACACCACCACGCCAAGGAUAACCCAUUUUCAGUCCUCGGAGAGCUCAGAGAAAACUUUCACACAAACUUAAUAACCGUCUGGUUCAGGAUCCAAUUCAGCUCAGCGCCCUCUCCGUGGAAUUUUUUAAUAUAUUCAAAUACAUGCUCACACUGCAGCACACAGACAGACCAAAGGAUUACAGUAUCCCAGACACACACACAAAAAAAAAAUCGACUUAGAGUUGGGGGAGAUUUACACAUUGUUCAGCAUGCCGUGGAUGGUUGGAUUAGUCCCUAGGACUUGAUGAGCUUUUCAGCAGACUGGGUCGCUCACAUUUGGCUAUCUUGGCUAUCAAGUCUCUGAUAGCUGGGGUUUAGCUCCCUUCGAGGGCAAAGGUUAGGUGUGAUUAACUAAGAAUGAUUGUCCUUUUAGACGCAUAAAGAGUUAAAAAACUGCGCUCGUGCUCUGAGCUAUCCACUGGGUUGUUCUGUUGAAGCAGAUGGGAGUGAAGUGUCUGAAUCAAGGAUACUUGAACAUCAUGUUUCAAGAGUCGGAUGAGUAUCCGCACAGGUAACCAAUUCAGCCUGUCUAUUCUAAACCAGCUACACAAAAACCUGCUCAACAUGUCGAACACUGACACUAAAUUCUAAGCCAGAACAAUGACUGCACUGGGCUGUUUUUCCUCGUUUGUUUCAACUCCAGGAUGAUUUAAUUUUGCGCGACGAUUCGAUCCAGAGCCACCUCUGAAGUUUUGGGUUCAGUUUAAAAUUUCCGAGGCCGUAUAUUCUGAGUGUUUUUUAAUCCAGAGGUAGCUGCUGUGGUUUGUGGUUUCUCGCACUGAGUCAGAACCAUUCAGUCGAGCUAUAAAAGGGCAGCCCAUCAGCUCACAGCAAGGGGCAUUAGCUACUAAUCAGACUCCCAAGCGUGUUCAUUACCUCCUGCUUUUAAUUAAAGGGCCAUUUUGGAGCCGACUGAUAACGAGCUGGCGGGCCUUACUCCAUUUCCCUCCCUCUUCUGUUUAAAUCACGCUGUCCUCUGAUCUCCUUUUGUUCACUCCAGAGGUUUUAUUCCAGAGUUUUUAUUGACUAUUUAGAAUAAAAUAGCAGAAGUCAUCGUUUUCACAAAGAAAGCUCAAAUUCCCGGUAUGAGAGUUAAGGAAAAUCUUACAAACAAACAUAGAUGUGCGUUCAAUUCCUCUGUCAUUUAGCAGCUGAUAUAAAAAUCUGUCUGCUAAGAUUACUUUGCGAAAUCCAGGGCUUUCCUGCCAACCAAAUCUUCAUUUUAAACCCUUGGACUGUCUUCUUUGUUUAUCCAGGGAUAAACAAAAGAUUUGUGUUUUAAUGUAACCUCAGGCUUACGUCCCAGUACUGCCCUCUGGCUUCAAAAAGCGCUGAGACAUCCUGAUGAUAACACGCCUGGUUUCAUAUGAAGGCACUCCUAUAAUAGUCUUAACCCAAGUCCUGAAAACGGAACAUUCGCAGACAAAACCAGGACCUGUAACAGCCUCGGCGAAGUGUCCUCUAGCGGAGUGAAGUCUCCUUCCUGGGGAUUAAUUUGCCGGGGUUAAUGUGGGUUAGGUAAGUAAUAGUCUUCACGUAAAAUACGGCCUAUUCAAAAGCUCCCCUCUCAGCCUGAUCAGUAUGCAAAGGUGGUCCAGUCAUACUCAUCCCACAGGUGUACCGACCGAGCGCCGCAGUGUGAAGCAGACUGAGUAAUCGCCCAGACACACUAUUUCUCAGUUUUUGGAGACGCUUCUUUUGCACUACAAAAAAAAGUCAUGAUUUUCUCAGACUUGACUGGAUGCUUUCAGUGUUUUCUUUAUUUGUUAUCCUUGGAAUAAAAAUCUAAUCUAAUUACAAAUAAACAUGUUGAGCAACCGUGAUUUAAAAGCUACGACACAGCGAGGACAAACACGACAGGAUUUUCCCCUGCUCGGAUUUGCCUGACACUUUAUUUCGAUAUUACUGAGAUAAGCAUCGGCCUCUAUCCUGAAGAAUGAAAAUGUGAUAAGGUCAGUCUGGCUCCACUGUCACUUUUUCAGCUGACUGUGAGCAGAAACGCUGCAGAAAGGACUGAGUUGGAGCUAUACUCAACUCCGGAUGAAUCCCCUUGACUUUACUCUGCAAACUAAAGCCUGAUACUUGGCUCUCUUCUUGUGAAGCUGCAUUAUUUAUUUAUUCAUCGAUGAGCUGUUGCUCGAGCUGUACAUUCACGGGUUUCUGUGUACGCUUAUGCCGCAACUUUUCUGUCUGACUCCCCUAAUGAGGUUGCAGCACUCAAAAAAAAAAACAAGACGACUGGUGAAAGAAUGAAACUCUGUGAAUCACUCUAUGUCAGAAGAUCUAUAUUUAUAAUAUUUGUAAGCAGACGAGGUUUGAAUCGAGACCCGGAUCCUUUUAUUUCUUCAUUUUUUAAAGGUGUGAUUACGCUAAGAUCAUUUCUCCUCAAUCAGUGUGUUAGGAAAUUUAAUCAUCUCUCAUUUGGCUGAGAAGAUCCUGCGAAUACAGAGCCAGGAUCACAAGACAUAGUUUCUUUUAACACAUCGUUGACGGGAAGGUCUGAAGUAAAAUUGCCAGACCAUCUCUGAGGGAAUUGUUUCCAUAGCAACCCAGUUAAAGGGAGGCAGAGCAAGGGAACUGAGAGUGACUUGCUGUCUUUUCUGUCUCUUUCUAUGCGUACGCACACUGUUCGAAACAGCUGUUGUGUCACUUUUCAUUGUCUGUAUUUCAAGGGUGAGAUAUUUUGGAAAUACUGCAUCUUUGUUGCUGUGGUGAAGAUAGAACAGAAGCUAAAACCCGCUGGUCAGAGUUCAGCGUCUUUCAGCACGUACGAGGGCUUUUGGUGAUAAAGAUAGGAACAUGUAGAAAGGUCAGACUGGAUAGGACGUACGGCGAGGGGGGAAGCAGCGGGCUUUGGCAGCAGAUCAAAAGGCACAGAGAAGAAAGGGAAAUCAUGCUAAGCUGAUAGACACACAUAAGCACACACACACACACACACACACACACUCGUACAUUUCUGGCAUAUGCAAAUCAGAGAGGGCAGCCAUCUCACACUCUAACCCUGGCAGGCCUCCUAAACAGAGAACAGUGUGUCUCAUCGCUCUUUAAUGAUGGAUAACCCGGUUGAGUUGAACAUUAAACCUUCCCGGGGUUUUAAAUAUGCCUGACUGAGCUGAUGAAGCAACCGCUUUGGCCAUUAAACUGACCUGAGUGCUGGUGGAGGAACUCAAAUGUGGAAAAGAGGUGCAGUGAAGAGGGAAAUGUUAUCAGAUGAAUUUCUACAGGCAUGAUCGCUCCGAUUGAUUCAAGUCUUACGAACACUUCAGAUAAACACUCAGUGAUAUUUUAACAUCAGGAGGACUUUUAAGCAGGAUGAGGUUGUGAUUGAAAUCUUGACAUUAGCUGUUGAUGAAGCCGGGGAAACUCCCAUCUUUUUCUAGAGGUGAAGGAUUAGCCCAAUUUAUGAGCAGACAAAGAUAAUAAUCAUGUGUUGUUUGAUAGAUUUGACUAGAUAAACACAGAUGAUGGCUACAGGAAAAUGUGUGGGAGCUUGCGUGGGGAGAGUGGAUGCAAAAUAGUGUAAGGGAUGAACAACAGAGUGAACUUUAGCUCCUGUGAAAUUGUAAGAUGAGGAAUCAAGUUUCAGUUGCAGGGUGAGAUUCGAGAGCAUGUAUUUGUAGUUUGUUUUAUUAAUCCAGAGGUAGUUAAAUACUGAUCCCAUACCAAUUGCAUCUUCUUUCAUGGAAAUGGUAGCAUUGUAGCAUUACAGGUGUUCUCAGCGUGACAGUAACUCCCCUCAGAUAGAGGCAGAAUUCAGUGUUUACUCCCACACAUGUCCUCAGCCGGUCACACUGGGAUGACUCCACGCGUAAACACACCAGAGGCUCGGUUAUCGGCCGUCAGACAGCACCUUGCUCUCUCUCUCUCUCUCGGUAAGAAACUCUAAAAAGGUAACACGCUGUAAUGUGUAAUGGGGCGUGGCGCAGAAGUAAAUAACAGCUCAUAACACACUCGAGCUGCACUCCGAGCACUUCUGGAUACAGUUUACUGCCCAUGUUCCCACGGGGAUCCCUCAAGGAUCCAUCAGAGUGUUACUCAAGUGUCGAGUGGGUUUUUUAUACGGCUCAUUCUUCAGCCUCAAAUCCUCUCAAAGUUAGGUUGUAGUGUUCAAUCCUGAUUCAGACUUCCUCCCAGUUAAAGCGUCGUCGUUUUAAAGGUUUCCAUUCAGACAGAGGUCAAUAUGUCGGCGAUUGAGUCGGACUAAUUGCUCGAGCGCCCUUUUGCGAAUGACCACAUUAAAAAUGCGAUAUCGUCUCCCGACUCAACAUUAUGACAUCAGCGCAGAGAUAGGCGAAGAUAAUGAGCUCUGUGUGUAAGUGUGUGUGCGCGGGAUUCGACUCCUUCCUUUCCUCUGAAGAACAGGCGAAAGUGAAUUUUUCCGCCCUGACUGACAAGCUUCCAGAUCCGAGGCCUCGGAGACCGGCAGCUGGAAAUGAUUUCAGAUGGGGAGAUGAUCACAGGUGCGUUUGAUGUUUAAUGCGGAAGACAGUUUGACGCUUGAGUAAGCCGAAACCGAGCGCACCUGUCUGAAUCCUGAUGAGGCGAACGCUCUCCCCUCUCCUUGACGCUACUGCGGCAGUCUGGGAAACUAUGGCACAUGUUCAGAGGAGCCUUUUCUUUUUUUCAUUCAAGACACAGAAGAGACAAAAAUACAUCUGAAGAAUCAAAAAGAGUGUUGUAGCUCAUCAAAGACGGAUAAUUUAUGACAGAGCCUAAUGAAUAUACACCGGGAAUCAUCUCAGGUGUGAAGGAAGUUUAUUGUUCUGGUUGAAAUGCGCCGCUGAGUAAGAUUAAUACACUCGUGCUUUUGUUUUUUCGACACGAUUACCUGUCAGGAUGAAGUGCUGAGACAUCAGAAGCAGCUUCCAGCCCUGCAGCAGGAUAAAGAGUGUAAUGAUAAAAGCAGAAAACAGGGCUUUACGCUCAUACGAAGUUUGUCGCUCCGCCGUCAAACCGCAAAUCAGACGGCUCGUACUCCAAUUAUUUAUUUCUGUAAAUCAAAGCGAGGACGCCGUGUUCUCCGGGAAAAUCAAUAUAAGAAGAAAGGACACAGAGAGACAUCGACAAUAUUGAAUUUUCCACUACACCUUUUAUUCUCUGGUGGAGAAAAAGUGCUAAAAUCAUCCUUUCACGGGCAAGAUAAUUGGUUUUAGAUUGCUUCGGGCGUCUUGGUAGUGUUGGUUGCAUCAUGGUGAUGAGAUGAUAACAGGUUGGGCUCUGUCUUUGUUGGAGAAAUGAAACGAUAAAUUAAGGGGAACAAAAAAGGGGCGGCGCAGACGUAUCCCUGUCAAUAGCAUCAUUAGCAAGCUAGCUGUGCAUCCAGUCUCACUGAGUCUCGGCGGUUGCGUCUCGAACGGUAAGCUUUCCUCCCUGGACGCUCAUCCCUCAACUCUCCCCUCCACUGACAGAAAGCAGCCGCCUCCUCUCCUGUUUCCUCUCCGAGCCAGGCUUUACAAAUUCCCUCUGAUUUACAAGGUCAUAAAACUCGCCUCCUCCUCCUCCUUCUUCCCCCCUGCUUCAAUCAGCCUCUCCAGCUAAAGCAGUUAUUUUAUAACUCCCUAAGCACAUGCUCCUGUACAAGGCUGCUGCAAUUGAUCGGCUUCCUGGUUUCAGAUUGCAAAUUGCAAGUGCAGGGAGAAGUUCACACCCACAUACAGAUGAGUACACAGAUCCCACCAGUCUGUGUGUCCCUCGCAGGCAUGACAGGGGAGAAAACUCUCCACCCAUGACAUCAUCAGUCUGUCUCCGAGCUUGUUACCCACUCAGAUUCAAGUAUCAAGUGGAACGACAAAUGGCCCCUUGCAGAUGUGUUUUCCCAACAUGUUCCUUAUCUUCGCCGGGGAAUCUCUCCAACUUCUUUUCAUGGCCCCUCGCAUCGUGUCUGUUUUUUUUUUCUUUGUGCGGGAGAGAAGUCAGCCACGCUUGGCAGAGCAUCUUGCGCUUGAUGUCUCCUGACCGUAAAGCUUUGUGUGGCGCUUGCCUGGAAGGGUCGUUGUAAUCUACGUUCUUCAGCUGCACAUAAACACGCUCACACAGCUGCAGGAUAAAACCAUACCUUACACAUCCUGCUUUCUUAAGAGACUCAGCGAUGUCUCCUUUCUCUCUUCCUCUUGCACAUGCACGCACAACUGACAUGCAAUGUAUACAACUUCCUGUGUGUGUGUUUCUGCAUCUUCAGGUACCCCCACCUUUAAAUCCCUUCAUACGUACCUAUAAUGAAUCCCAGCUCUCCUCAGUGACAAGAUUACAGGAUAGAGAUUUCACCCUCUAAUUAGGACUUCAUCUGUCUCUUCCUCACACACCCACAGACACACAAACACAGCGGGCAGCUUUAGUUACAGCAGGCUGGCUGGAGGCAUCAGAUAGCCUGGCCUCCGGGGACUCUUGACGAGCGGCUACCUGAAACUUAAACCCAGUAAGGAAGCUCUGAGACACACACGCUUAUCCACAUUAAUCCCAUGUACACACACACACACACACACACAUUCAAAGGGAGGGCAGCAACAUGUCCUAGAGGCAGAGGCGGUUCAAUGCCAGUCUUGUUUGCAAGAGUGUAGCGUAAAUUGGAAACGGGUAGCCUUAACAAUAAUGAGUUGUUCUCGCCUCAUGAGUGCUGAAACUAUUGGUAAUCGAUAAUAUUUGAGUGUGUAUCAGCGUGUGUAAACACAGCGGUGAACGCACCUUUGAGGCAUCCUGUCAUUAAGGAGAAAACGGUCAGCUUUUCGUCUAGACUGCCGCUCCGAAGAGCUCAGCUUUAACAGCUUUUUGACCGUAUUCUGAACCGCUUCUGUUUGGCUUUUAAUAGAAAAGUAAGUUUCAGGAGGAGAUCUAAGGUGUGCAGAUUUGACCGGGCCAUGCAGCCGAUGUGUCCUGGUUUUUGGAAAUCAAAGACCUCCGUUCAAACCAAUUCACAUGACUUUUUUAUUAGAUUUGCCUUUGGGGAUGAUGAAUAAAAUUAUUCUUAAUCUUAUUUUGAAAAGAGACACGUCCAAAAAACUUGGCAUGGCACAGUCUAAGAAAAUAAUGACCUUAGGGGACUUAAAAUUGACGUUUUUCCACCCCUUAACCACAGCUAACCCUUAUUCUUCUUUUUUUUUUAUCAUAUCUUUAAUUUUUUCUGCUCCAGUACGUAGUGAGCUUAAACUGAACUCACAGUCCUGCAUGAGAAGAGAGCAGCGGCCAAGUGCAAUCACUGCAGUAAACUUAGGGGACGUUAACUCUGCCCUUGAAGAUAAAAACACACUUGAAGGCUGAGAAAAAAAGGGUGUGAAAAUCUUCCUUUACUGGGUGCUGCAUAUAAAUGUAAUCCAAGGGUCUUCUCCAAGGUUGGCAUAAUAAAAACAGAUUUAUUACAGCUGUAAUACUGGAAUUAAAAAGAGAGUAAACAUUAUUUUGGAUGCCUACUUUAAAGAAUCUGAACUCUUGGAGUCAAUUUUGCGUCGUUUGCAUGGACGGAUAUCGUAUUCUUGAAAUGUUAUAGGAAAAACACCAAAAGAACUACAUCUCCCAUGAUGCACCAAACUCCUGUAAUACCAUGAGAAGGCCCUUUCAGGUGAUGCAGAAAUAUGAAGAGUCAUUCCUCAAACCGGUUUCAAGAAACAAAGAAAACUUUCCGCUCUUCCAGAAAAUAUGAAAGCCCUGAUUGUCGUGAAUUAUCUUGAAAAUAUCUGAGGUUCUCGUGUGAAAGGAGCCGCUGACGUCAUUUUGGUCUAAAGGAAGCAGGCUGUACUGGCAUACUUUGAAGGCUUUAUUGUCUUUGAACAAGGACAUCAAGGAUCAGGUAGACUUCAAUAACAAUAGCAGGGUAUUGUGUGCGCUGAUACUCCUCAUACAGAGUUAUUUUUAGCCCAGCUUGCUAUUGUAGCCAGAUGGUCAGUCAGGUAGCUUGAACAAAAGUUCAGCAGGCCACAGAACAAAGUAAUGAUACUGAUCCCCUCAUAAAAAUGUAAUUCAGAGCGCUUUGUGUGGGGAUGACUUUUAGAUCGGGGAAGCUCAGUCUUAAUGCUCCAGAAACAAAACAGGACUGUGUCUGAGUUUUGCACCAGCAGGUCAUGUGUUGAACUUUCACAGACUCUUGUUCUUCUGAUCUCUCUGAAUAAAUAAUAACCUGUGAAAGUUACUGACUGCUCGUCUUUGUGUGUUCCAGGACAAAAAGAAAUACCUGGACAUCAUCCACAGCUACAUGGAGGUUCACGGGACCGUACAUGGCACCAGCACCGUGCACCUCCCGAGCUACGUCAAGAACCACGGCAUCCUGAGCGGCCGGGACCUGCAGUUCCUCCUCAGAGAAACAAAGGUGAGCCCACACAGUUAGACUUCUCAGAUACAGCAGAUUUACGCAACACGACAAAACUUCCCUUUUAUCAAAUCCUUGGUGGUUUAGUACGAGGACGCCUACUCGCAGCAGUUAUUUCAAAAUGAGCUCAAAAGUGACUGGAAAGGUCAGUCGGGCUCUUAAGCCCUGAGGGAGCCUUGAUUGGAGUGGCUUUAGUUUAUCUGAGUCGGCCCAUAGUCCGGCCGUCCACUGAAGGACUCCUCUAUUCAACGCCGUCACUUGUCUCUUCCUCUCACUCCUCAAAGCGCUCUCACUGACAAAGACAAGGACACAGUCAGGGAGACUGCAGAACAUCUGAAAUGUUUAAUGUGAGGGCGGCCGUUUGUGUGUGUUCUACUCCCUCUGCCAACACUGAUCCAUAAAGAUGUCCACAGCAAUAAAUAACAUGUUAUCAGAGCUGUCAGUAUGGAGUUUGGCUGCAUUAGUUAAAGUGGAAAGGAAAAAAGUUCCUUCUAAUAGGCAGAGAUCUUGAGCAGGACCAGAAGACUGAGACUGCAUUAAGUUUAGAGAGCAGAUAGAGGAAGAGUGUGUGUAGAUUUUAUGGACGACACACUUUCUUAUCCAUUUCGUACAUUUUCUCCCUUCUCUUUGAGGUUUCAGCAAAACUAAAUCUCAACCCUCGAAACUCUGACCCCCAAUUUCCACUGCACCCGGAACGGCCCCAAUCCGGAACAGCAGCGAUUUUCGCUGUUCACCGAUCCCUACCGGAUCCAUUUGUGAGGUGAAUUUUGUAGCGGAUUACGGACAGCGGUAAUCGCGAGAACUCGUGAGAACUCACAAGAACACACGGAAUCACAUGCAAUCGCAUGAUAACGAGUCGUCUCUUAAAAGCAGCAGAUUGUCGCUGCGUUCGAGUCACCUCAGAAGUCAGAAGUCUGAGCGGAAAAUGACGUCACACCCGAGUUACCAGUGUUUUUGUUACCAAGUUGGAAAAUAGCAAAAUCGGAGGCCUGAAACAAGAUGGCUACAUAUAGGAAAGUUAUUUUAGCGCUUGCCCUGUCUGAAUAUAAGGCAAGGGCUAAAAUAGCUUUCGUAGAUCUAGCCAUCUUGAUAUACCUGUAUACGUUAUAUAUAUAAUUAUAUUGAAAAAGAAGCCGGAUGUUGUAUUUUCUGUUUGUGCCUGACUUCCUUUCCAGCACGGACUAAUCUGUGCUGAAUUUAUGCGGCAUGCUGCGGCGUCUGGAAAAAUUGAACUCUUGCGAUCCGCUGUGGAGUCCGGCGAUCCGCAGCUGAACGGAAAGAAGCCGGUAGAAAUUGACACAUUAACUUGAAUGGUUACGACCAGCUGCGAUCAGCAAUAUGGCCUUUUUGUAGCAGUUCUGGAUGCGGUGGAAAUUGGGCUGAGGAUGUUAAACCAUCACAAAGCCAAGUCUUAAAAACCGAACAACAAUGUCAACUGAAGGUGAAACCAUCGUUAGCACUGGCAUUAAAAGACGGAUUCUGCUGUUUCCAAACGCCAUCCUUUCAGAGAGGGAAAAAAGAUGGAGGGAGCUUUGAUUUCUUUAACCUUUGAAACGUGACACUUUCCCAUCAGAGCGGGGGAGGCAGACAGAGAGGAGAGAGACAUCAGACAAGAGCUGCGACAGGGAGAGAAAGUGCAAGGGAAGCAUAGAUCAGGGUUCAGGCAGCUAUAGAAAACAGAUGGAUUGAGAUUUCAACCCCCUUUUGUUCUGCAAAGUCUCUGUGCAUCGCCGGAGCCAAGAAAAAGGCUCUGCUGGAAUAUCCAACUUUGCACUAAGAACCUAAAGCGAGUAAAGUCGAAGGCAUCUGCAGUGGAGUCCUGCACAAAGAACAAAGUGUGAAGUAUUCAGGAUUAACAAUAGAGCAGUUUCACUUCCACAUUUUAGUUCCUGUCUCGUCAGAAAAACAGAAGGUGAAGUGGGAUAAAGUCACACAUUCACUGUGACCUGCCAUCGCGCUGCCUGAGCUAAUUGGCCUUCCAGGGGUUAUUUUUUGACAGAGUAUGUUGUCAUAACACCUCAGGUUGUGGAGCCGCUUUUAUCGGGACUUAAGCUGCCACUGACGUCUUACGUUUGAUUUUUCCUGACAAAAUACCCUGAAAUAAACUCUGAUGUCAGCGCGCCGUCUGAGGGGAGAGUGUGAAUGAUCAAACCCCCUGAAGUGUGGCGGAGAGUCACGUAGACGGCUGACAGAAUCAUAGCUUUCACAUUUUCUGUCUCUCUACUUGUCUGCUUCCAAUGUGUUACUUAUUUCCCCUCUCUUCUGCGCUCUCUGCAUUAAAUAUUAACCUGAGAUUUAUGUACAAAUAAACCAGGAAGAAGCUGUUUUAGAGUUAAAAUACAAAUUUGCUCUCUUGUUUUGUCUUCGUUAUGUUCUGCACAGAGAAAACAAACACAUCCCGUGCCUGCUGCUGGAAAUAGAAAAUCUGAGCACCCUAAUAAGCCUCGCAGCUCACUUAACUCGGUGCACUUGAUGUUUGAGGUGAUGCGGCGCACGCUCGCAGAAGCACAAGACUUUAUAAACUAGGAGGUAGGAGCGUGCAAUAGGGCCCAACCGAUGAGGCCGAUUAUUGGGGGGGGGGGUCCGAUUACCAAUUAAUCGGCCGAUUUUUUACAUUUUUAUGAAGUUAUAAAAAAUAUAUUUAUAUACUGUAGAUACUGUAGAUAUACUGUAGACUACUGCUCUUCACGCCAACAGGAAGACCGACUGAUCAAACUUGGACCAGAAAAGUGUGCCCCCCGCUGCCGCCGCCGCCGUCGAUCGGUGCCUCCGCGUCUUAACUCACAUUACUCAUUUCCGGUCCGGUCUCAUCUGGAGACAUGCAGCUGCCUCAGUAAGAGAAGUAGCUCGAUCACGUAAUGUGUACUGUUGUUUAUUCUUCCAUUACUAGCACGGCUAACAGUGUAGCAAGGCUAAUAGCAGGUGGCUAACUCUAACUUUAGCUUGCAUAUUACAUGGUGCUUCACCGUUAACUCGGCGUGACCGAGACCAGCACAGCGGGAAACAUCGUGAAGUGGGUUGAACUGAAGCUUGUUGACUUACUAUGUAUUUCACAAACUGGUUUAUUUACCGUUGAGGCGGACCACUCUCCUCUGUGCGUCCUACCGCUUCAGAUCCGUCACUCUGCUGUGCUGUGAGGUAGUUAGUGGAUAAAGAUUGUCAUGAGGUCGCUGCGCCAUCUACAGGACAAGUCUGGGAACUUUUCAAAUGGCGGAACAUUUUCAAAGUGAAACCGAAUCUUAUUCUCCGCAUUUUAUUUCUGAAAAUAUCGGUGAAAAUCAGCGAGUUUUGGCCGAUUACCGAUUAGUCUCAAACGGGCUAAAAUCAGCCGAUUUAAUCAGCUCGCCGAUAAAUGGGUCGGGCCCUAGUGUGCAUGAAUAUUCUGCAUCCACUAUAAAAAUGUAUAACAACUAAAUAUGUGGUGCAUUUUGUAGGUUCUGAUAACUAAUUUGCACCCUCCUAUCCAAAAUUGAGAUAGCUGACAUAAUUUGCAUCAACUGCCUCCAGGUGCAAUAGAGGAACCACAAAGUAAACGAUGACAAUAUUCAAAGAGGCGCUCGUCUUUGUCUUUAGCUGAUGAAUGGUUUCCACUGUACUGGUACGUUCCAGGGAAAGAUAUCAGGAUAAUAAAUGCAAACUGGAACGAGCUUAUACCUGAUGAUAGGAAACUCCUUAAACGUCACAUACUAUUGCUUUAAAGCCCAAAACAAGAGUCCUGUUAAUACUCGUCUUUUACAACCCGUGGCGUUUACUCCUCGUCUUCUGUAUGUCAUCUGUGUAAAAGCCCUCGCGUUUGUAAUUGCUCAGGAUUAGGAUUUAAGACCGGCGUGACAUACAGGAGGCGAAAAUCAAUCGAGCAGCGACUCUAAUGUGUAGCAUUGCCUUCUCCAUGCAGGAUGUCCUUGACGUGCUGCAUUGAGCCAUGCAUAAACAUGAAUACACAAAAAGCGCUUAAAGGUGUACUCAUCGAGAGCCUUUAGGUAAAUGUCAGCGCUCUUAUUGAUUCCUCAUUUCGAACCCUUAACAGUCGUGUUUAAAACCAAAGCAUCAUUCAUCUGUUUCCACCUUAGAGUCCCUCUGUCAGUACAGAUUUGCUGCUUUUCCUCUCAACCGUAGCAGCUCUCUGACUCCUCUCCUCAUUCCCUCCCCUCCUCGCUCCCUAUAAAUAGUGGGUGACUGUUUCCUAGCGUUGAAGAGCAUUCACAUGCACACACAUACACACGCAGAAGAAGGGGGAAAAAAAGUGUGCUCUGCUGCCCCCUGCUGGCAGAAUCCAACCAAACACUGAUUUGUACAGAGCUGCACUUGUGCUUCAUGUAUCAAACUAUUUGUCCAGCUCCUUGGUGCUGAUGCAAACUGGAUAAUACAAACACACACACACACACACACACACACACACACAGACCGGCUAUUGUAACCGGCCAACUCCAGCCCUCCAGUAAAUGAGCCACUCGCCUAUUGUCCCAUCCAGCAGCCUUUUCUUCAUCCAUCGCUCGGCUCUCAGUUUCUGGAUAGCUGUCACACGCUCAUGUUGGCAAGCUGCUUCCAGCUGAAGCACGCUAGAGCUGCCACAGACCCUGAAAUGUUUGUUCUUUUAAUUCAGCAGCAUGUGUUUUGAAUCGCACAGGGGAAAAUCUUUAAUUUGAACAUGGAGAGGAGCCGUGAGGAAACUUUACAUCCUUGAAUUACAAAAAAAAAUGCAGUUUAUGUGGUUAUUAGUGCUGAUAACUGGGCAGGGUUGCUAAACUAAUGAUUGCUCUCUUUAUUUCUUCUCCGUUACAGUUGUUUGUGGGUCUAUCCUUCCCUUAUGAGGGUCCCGCCCCCCUGGAGGCCAUCGCCAACGGUUGCGCUUUCCUCAACCCGAAAUUCAACCCGCCAAAGAGCAGCAAGAACACCGACUUUUUCAAAGGGAAACCCACGCUGAGGGAGGUGAGUGAAGGACACGGACUCGCCUGUGACUUCUCGAAAAUGCGCUUGUUUGUUUUCUAACCUCUGCCGUCUCUGCAGCUGACCUCCCAACACCCCUACGCUGAGGUUUACAUCGGUCAACCCCACGUGUGGACGGUGGACAUCGAGAACUCCGCAGAGGUGGAGAGGGCCAUCCGCUCCAUCCUCAGCCAGAAGGUAAAAAACCAGCUCACCUGUACAAAGACAGAAGCAAAGUGAGAGGAAACAUCGUCAUCUGUAUUCCUCCAAGCGUCCAGGCCCAUGCAUAUUUAAAGCGGGGCUUUGGGACUCUCUGCAACUUGGAACAAUGGCUUUGUUCACCGGACAAGCCUGCGGAGCCUCAUAUGCUUUGUGAUCCGUGGCAGAGCUUCAGCCUACCAGACUCCAGCUUUGCUCUCCCCCCUCUCUCUCUCCCUCUCCCUCUCCUCUCCUCUUUCUCAUCUCCCUCCACACACUCACACACAGAGCAGCAAGUGACUUGGUCCUGCAACAAAGGCCUCAGUUGUUGGCCCUCGGCGCUUGAAUUUUCCUCCGCUAAUGAGAGUCCGUGGAGGCAGUAGAGAAAGUACAAAGACGGGACAGCAGGUUGAGUCCGCGUGGGCCUUUUUAUAGCAUGUUUUUGACCCCGUCUGUGUUUGUGUCUGGCUGAUCAGAUUGAGCCCUACCUGCCGUAUGAGUUCACCUGUGAGGGGAUGCUGCAGAGAGUCAACGCCUUCAUCGAGAACCAGGUACAUAAGCGAAGGAAAGGAGUGAGAGAGAAGGAUUAUACAGUUUUGAAAGAAGCCGUCAUGUCUAACAUUACGCCGUCUUGUCAGGACUUCUGCCACGGUCAGGUGAUGUGGCCCCCGCUCAGCGCCCUGCAGGUGAAGCUGGCCGAGCCCGGGCGCUCCUGUAAGCAGGUGUGUCAGGAGGAGCAGCUCAUCUGUGAGCCGUCCUUCUUCCAGCACCUCAACAAGGACAAGGACCUGGCCAGGUGGGACGCACAAACACACACGACAUGCACAGGACACAGAUGUCUCCAAUUGUUGUUAUAAAAGUGUCCAUUAGGGGGCAGAAGACCCCAGGUUUGAUUCAGAGAUUGUCACAAAGUGGAGUGAUUUUAAAUGAGUUUUUGACGCUGCAGUACUGAGUUAUUACCACUGGAGGGCCCCAUCGGAAAAGAGUUGAAUCUCAUCAGCUGAGCUUGUUUAUUAUUCAACGUAAUUUCACAAAAAAUCAACACUAAAGUUUCUAAAAAGUGUCUCUCUUCUCGUCAGGUUCGGCAUCGACUGUCAGACGGUGGAGUCCAGCUCCGACACGGUGGUCCCGGCCUACAGCCAGACCCGCCGCCACUGCAUCUUCCAGUCCGACCUCCUGCUGUUCAGCUGCGCAGGCGCCCACCAGUCGCUGCAGCGCAUCUGCCCCUGCCGUGACUACAUGAAGGGUCAGGUGGCGCUGUGCAAAGACUGCCUAUAG
Xyrichtys novacula (pearly razorfish) is the source of this 57010-nucleotide messenger RNA. NCBI's taxonomy places the organism in Eukaryota, Metazoa, Chordata, Actinopteri, Labriformes, Labridae. The record is from the annotation of a GenBank genome assembly.